Podarcis lilfordi (Lilford's wall lizard) is the source of this 55719-nucleotide messenger RNA. Lineage: Eukaryota; Metazoa; Chordata; Lepidosauria; Squamata; Lacertidae. The record is from the annotation of a GenBank genome assembly.
AGAAGGAGGCCGUUGGUCCGUCGUCCGCCCCCCCCUCCCGCCGCCUCUCUCCCCCUCUGUCCCUUUGUCGCCUCCUCCCGGCCGCGCGCUGCCUCAGCAGCAGGGGCGGGGAAGGGGUGGGGCGAGCCGGAGCAGCAUGAUGGCGGCGGCCGAAGCGGGUGGCGAAGAGGGCGGCUCGGGAGCGGCCGGAGAGCCCAGCGGGCAUUGCCCUCCCGCCGCUGCUGCUGCCGCCGCCGCCGCCUCUCGGAGCAACAAGAGCGCCGCCGCAGCCGCCGCCGCUUUCCUGGGCAGCUCGGGCCCAAGCGGCGCCUGCCCCGCGGCGUCGCUCCCCUCGGUGGGCUCCAGGCCUGCCCCUCCUGCGGAGAUGUCCAAGGGCCUGUCUCCGCCAGCGGCGAUCCCGCUCCUGGAGGGCGGCGGCGGAGGGGGUACCGCUGCCGGCGGGUUCCCUCCGCUGCCGCCGCCCCCGCAGCCGCCGCUUCCGGCCGGAGGGCUGAGCACAGUGGACGAAGGCGACUCGCUGGACGGGCCCGAGUACGAGGAGGAGGAGGUGGCCAUCCCGCUGAACGCGCCCCCCACGAACCAGUGAGUAGCGCCUUCUUCUCCUUCUCCGCCUCUCUCUCUUUACCCCAACCCGAUCCCCUCUCUCCUCCCCCCCCAAAUCCCAGGAAUGGGGAUCCGGCUGAUUCAGUCCCGGCACCGCACCCAGUUGUGAAGUCGGCGUUGGUGCGUGUGUGUCAAACUCCGGGCAACUCCUGAAAGUUUCCCUGUUGCGCCCGCCUCUUUGCCUCCUCCCGCAUCCCCUUCGAAGCAGCCUCCUCGGUUGGCUUAGUCAGCUGCCUGCUUUCUGAUUGGAAAAAACUGGGAACUUGGGACUAAAAAACCCCCUUGCCCUUCUCCCUAAAAUAAAUACUAAUAAUCGACUCGCCACCAAAUAUGGAGGCUGUCCUUCAGAGCCCUCGAAAGCAGUGCUUUUCUUCUUGAAAAAAUGAAAAGGUGCCAGUACUCGCCAUGAAGUUGUUACAGUAAGUGCCAGACUUCUAACCAGUGCUUUUUUUCUAGGAAAAAAAGGUGACUGUACUGUGUACCCAUGAGUACCCCUAGAAAAAAGGCACUGCUCAAAAGUGCCCCUAAGUGCACAUUUCCCAAAAGCGUGGCCAUAUUUUUCACAACCAUUUUCUCUUGGUCUAUUAUCUUCAUCCCCACUCCCCAUGCCGGACACAUCUUUAAUCUUGACCCUUUUCUGUUUCUUUUUACCUUGCCAGGUACAGUGGUACCUUGGUACCUUGGUUCCGAAACGGCUUAGUUGUCAAACAAAUCAGCUCCCAAACACCGCAAACCCGGAAGUGAGUGUUCCGGUUUGUGAACGUUUUUCGGUAGCCGAACCUACAGCCAAUCGGAAGCCGUGCCUUGGUUUUCGAAUGGUUUCGGGAGUCGAACCAAGGUACCACUGUGCUCCUUUAUUUGCAGCUAUAGAAAAUAUUUAUACCCUGCUAUCCUUUAGUACAUAGGAAGGUGCUUCUGCUUAGGAGCAAGUUACCAUGGCUUCCUGGCUUUCUAAGCCCUAUCUGGAGAUGCUAGCAAUUGAAUCCAGGACCUCCCGCACACAAAGCAUUGUCAUUGAGCUUCCUAGUUAUGGCAGAGAGAGACUCUUUGCAGGUGCUAAUAUAUGUUAGAAGAAGAAGUUGUAGCUAUCAAAAUUCCUAAUUUGACAUAACUGUCAGGGGUAAAGGAAUGCUGUCAUAUUUUGUAUCUCUGUGGUCACCCUUUUUGCUUUCUCUGAAUGUCGUCCUUUUAAAAGGCAUUACAAAUAGUGCUGAUGCCAUUGGCACAGACUAUCAUGACACAGCCUGUCUUUUCAGACACUUUUUACUCACAUAAAAGCUGAAGUCCACAAUAUAUACAUGGGGGGGGUGUUUGAAAAUAAAUGAAAGGAAAUAUCAACAUACAGUGGUACCUCGGGUUACAGAUGCCUCAGGUUACAGACGCUUCAGGUUACAGACUCCGCUAACCCAGAAAUAGUACCUCGGGUUAAGAACUUUGCUUCAGGAUGAGAACAGAAAUCGUGCAGUGGCGGCGCAGCGCCAGCGGGAGGCCCCAUUAGCUAAAGUGGUGCUUCAGGUUAAGAACAGUUUCAGCUUAAGAAUGGACCUCCAGAACGAAUUCAGUUCUUAACCCGAGGUACCACUGUACUUCAAGAAAUUCUAAAUAUGCACACUCAAGAUAAAUUUUGUAUGGGUUAGUUUUAACACCCUACAAUAGGUCUUUGACCAGUGCUUCAGAAUCCACAGGUGGGUUGCAGCAAAGCUAUUACUGCCAUUUAACCCUCAGCCAAGCCUCCUUACAUUGGCCUGGUCUGGUCCAGCAUUGCUCCCACCUUCCCACUCCUUGCUGGGAACAUGCUGUUUAGCUUGGAAGGCGGCUAUUCAUCUUAUUUCUGUAAUUUCACUGAAUCACAGAGAUUUGUGAGAGCAGUGGCAGACUUUGAGCUUUAAAAUUUCAGCAGUGCCCCAUGUGAUAUGAAAAUUUGGCACCACUCUCACACACAAACACACACUCCAACACACAAACACUCCAGUGUGGAAAGGAAUUCCUGUUUCUACAGUUUUAUUGCUGGAUUUCUUGAGGAAUUUACUCUAGUAGUGAGGCUUCUUGGGUUCAACCAUGGCAGGGCUUUUCUUUUUACUCCCAUUUUAAAGUGCAUGAAUAGGGAUUGUACUUUUGCCACUUGCAACCCAAUUCUUCCAGUGCUCUUCUUUGGGAGUAAUUUUCCCUGGGUUCAGCCAUGGACGGAGCUUUACUCUCAAAUAAGUGUGCACAAGACUGCAGUUUAAUAUUCAGUGCUGAUUUGGAAUGCAAUUUGUUUUUAUAUAAUUGCUUUUUUAAAGGAAUUGUAAAAUGCCAAGAUUUUGCAAACUAAAAGGAAUAAACUUUCUUUUUUUGGAAGUACAACUAUAUGUUACUUUAGUGUGGGAGAAUCUGAAGAGUAGUUUCUUCAAACAUCGUCAUCCUACAAAGGGGCAACAGAAAACAGCUGCUGCCUCUAUUGGGCUCUGGGGAUAAUGAAUUUUUCCAAGAAUAUUUGUUCAUUUUUAUUUCAGCAGGUUGCCAUUAGAAGGGGGCAAGAGCACAGAGGGGUGAAUUAAAGUGUAGAGAAGGUGACACAAGCUGGAAGAAAGGGAGCAGAGUGAAAAGGAAUGUGAGAUGAAGACAGAAAGGUAUUACUAGCAAGUUAAAGUAGAAUAAGGUGAGAAAAAGAAUGGGUAGAAAUGCAAGAAGGAAGGGAGAGAAAAGGGCAGCAGCGAGUCACAGAAACGGAAAGGAGGUGGUGAAAGUUAUAGGAAGUGAUAGAAAGGCAUAGAUGGUGAUGAUGACCUGCCCUCUUGCUCAGUUUCAACCACAAGCUUCACUGAAGAGAAAACCACCAGAAAUCAAAGAGGACACAACUACUAAAAGAGUUCAAAAGUUUUACCAAUAAUACAUGAAAUAAUGGUUCGCUUGUAUUGAAAAAAUAGCAUUCCAAUACUUUUUUUGUUGUAUCUAAUAUAUGGUGAGGCUCUAAAACUGUUAAGUUUAAAUCAACAAUGGGUCCCAUGCUCCUGGUUGGGAAUCGGACAUAGGUCUCAGGCCUGGACUGAUUGGAGACCACUGCCUUACAUUACUCAGAAGGAUGUUUAAAAUACGUAACAGUCAUAGUAAUACAGACUUAACGUAGAAUUGAGAUUUCAGUAUGUUUUAGGCUGCAAUCCUACUUAUGUGGAAGGAUGUCUCAUUAAAUUUGUUGGGAUAUGUUUCUGAGAAAAGAUGCAUAAGAUCAGUCUGUACAUGAAUUAUUUUAAUGCCAUCAGACAAGCAUUUGAUUUUAUGAGUCUUCUUGCUCUUUCCAAGAUUCACAUGGUAAAUUGAUCUUCAUAUGUUUUUCUUCAUAGAGUUGUAGCUAUAGAAAAGGUUAGUGCUGGUAUGCAAAAUCUGACAUUUUUUAAGGGGGAAAAAUGGUUUGGAGCAAGUAGGAACCUUAUCUACUCAUGACCCUUGCCAAAAAUUGUAGCUGCCAAUUCAUCCCUGUCUUCUUUCCCUUCUGGGAUGAUGGAGAUUGCUCAACUGCAAUCGUGGAAGCUCUGCCUUGCUAUUGUAGAGGGUGGGGAAGAGAAGCAGUGAGCAUUCUGGUUUCAGUAACUGCUUGCCGAAGUGCCUAAAGGCUCCACCAUGGAGCAGUGACUGAAGAUGCCUCACUACCUUUCUUUCAGCUGAAGAAUGUAUGCUUUAGCCCAUAGAUAGGCAAACUAAGGCCUGGGGGCCGGAUUCGGCCCAAUCGCCUUCUAAAUGCAGCCCGUGGACGGUCUGGGAAUCAGCGUGUUUUUUACAUGAGUAGAAUGUGUCCUUUUAUUUAAAAUGCAUCUCUGGGUUAUUUGUGGGGAAUAGGAAUUCAUUCCCCCCCCCAAAAAAAAAAUAUAGUUCAGCCUCCCACAAGGUUUGAGGGACAGUGGACCGGCCCCCUGCUGAAAAAGUUUGCUAACCCCUGCUUUAGCCAGUAGUAUGCUGCUGCAUUUAGAGUGCUGACAAGCAGUAACUGAAGAACCUUCUGGUUCACUUUCCAUGUGUCUGAUGUCAGCACACCCUCCAUGGCCCUGAACGCAUUUUUGAGAGGGUGUGCGACCAGGCAGCCUCCCCACAGUCUACUUCAUUGGAGCCUGGCUCGCGCCCAGCCACAGCUCUGCUCUCAGGCCAGUCUGACCCAGGGGCGGAGUGGAGGCAGCAUAAGCUGUGUUGCCUCUCUCCUGUAAAGGGCUGUGCGUGUCCAGCCACAGCUCUGCUCCUGGGUCAGGUCUGACCUGAGAGAAGGAGGAGAGUCGCGGCAGCAUUGCAGCCCCUUUCCUCGGCUGGGCAGUGCUGCACGAGGAUGCUGCCGUGGUGCAAAAAAUUGUCGGCCCCCGACCCCUUCAUAGGGAAUGUUGUGGGGGCUGGAGCAUCCAGGGCCCGCCCACAUCCAAUGCCUAUGGUAGUAGGUGAUCCUGUGGCAAUCAGGAGGGCAGUCUGGCUUGAGUAGGCUCUGGUGACAUUUUUGCCUGUCCUUUUUGCUCUGUUUUACCAGUAUAUCCCAUGGGGUGCUUAGUGGUAGUGGUAGAUUGCCCUUUGUGGUGUGGAGGAAAACAAUCUGCAUUUUUCCGCAAAGAGAGAGGAGUGCAGUUCUAUAUACUGUACUGUCGUUUACUGCAUAGAGGAAGUCUGCUAACUCCAAUAUUGUUCAGUUUUCUGUGUUCUUUUCCUGCUGUCACUUCUGGUAGCAUUUUGCUACAAUCUGUAUAUGUUAUUUGCACCAUGAUGCAUGCUAGAUCAAUGGAUUGAAAGUGCUGGUAUAUAAAAUUUAUUUAAUAAAUUUCUAACCUUGUUAGGCAAAACUCUCAAAGCAGUUUACGAGGUUCUUGCAGAAGGGCCUUAGAUGCUGACUUUAAUGUCUGGGCACGUUCAUGUGCGGGGAGGUGAUCCUUUAGGUACUUGGUACCAAGAUGUUUUAAAGAGAUGCUUCAUAUGUUUUUUCUUUUCUUUUCCACAGUUUUGUAAUGGUUUUAGAGUAAUCCAUACAAACUAGAAUAAAUAUUUAUGGAACUGUGUGGUUUUGAUUUAGAGUUGGUCCUUCAACCAGAUAUUUACCGUACUGGAAUCUAAUAAAACAUAUGAAGCAGGUAUUUGAGAUCUGUUAGGAUUAUGUUUUGAAGUUUUCUCUGUGCUAGAAUUUUAGGACAGUGGGUGUUUGUAACAUAUUGUCUACUUUGGCCCCAGCAAAGUAAAACCCAACAUGGUUUUACAUGGGUAAACUCUAUUCUUUGAGUGCUCUGAACUAAACCGAUUAUACAGCUGCUUUUGUUGCUUCUUGACAGUGUCAGUUACCAGUAAGAUAUCAUAGUUCGUACCCUUGAGUGGAAUGAGAUAUUCAAUCACAACAGCCCUAGAAAGAAAGAAAAAGAAAUUAUGGGAGGCAGAUUAGCAAUAGUCCUGUUGCCUUUGGGGAUCAUGCAUGAAAUAAAACUUUAUACAAAACAUGCAUGGUGUUGUACUGCUUCUGAGUAGUCAUUGCUUGGGGAAUUAAUAUUAUACCAUAUCCUUGGUUCAUCUAUGUAAAUAUUUGAACUGAGCCAUAGAGAUACUUCAUCCAAACCAUAGUUUGACCAUCAAAUCUGAUCCUUGGACUUGCAUGCUGAUUCCUUCCCUCGCAAACUGCAGCUUGCCCACGUCGGAUGUGGUAAUAAACUGGCUGCCAAAGAUCAGAAAGUUGGGAAGGGAAUUAGCUUGUGAGUCUCUGCCCCCCUCCCUUGCACACUUUAGUUCCCUUUCCAGUACACUGAGCACAAGGACAAGAAUAUAUCUGUUUGCAAAACAAAUGGGAAGUAAUUGGACAAACAAAUAUUUGAAAAUAAUAUUUAAAGUGGUGUUUCAACUUCUUUGUUUAAAUGCCCUUCCUCACCUGCCUAGGGCAUGCCACUGCUUGCUAACAUCCUUCAGAAGUAAUUUAGUGAGGAAGAAAUGAAGGCUGCUCAGCAAGAACUGAAGAUUUUCAAAUACUGUAUGCACUGUUUACUUUUGUGAAUACAUUUUAACUUGAUGGCUAUUAAUCUUUUUCUUUUCUUUUUUGAGAUAUUUAAAUCUUUUGGUACCUUCUGAAAACUUACUUAUUCUCCCAAACCUUUGCUGUCAGUUAAUACCAGUCUUUACUUAAUUUGUUUGCUUUGGAUUUUACUGUUUGUUUUUUUAUUGCAUAGGUGUUGAUUUUACUGUAAUUUUGGUGUACAGCACUUCAAUUUUUAAGUGAAAAGUGGUAUAAAAACAUUUAAAAAUAAACCUUUGAUGUAAAUUGACUAUGCCCUUCCUCAGUAGUUGCUGUGUUUAAAAUUAUGGUGUUAAAUGUAGAAUGUUUUAUUGCAGUACCAGGAGAAGGCAGCUGUAGGUUACUAUAUCAAACCUGCAGAACUCCUUCUGGCCCUUCCUGCAUAUUUCUUUCUCUCUUGUAUAUCCUGUUCUUGAUGACCAUUGGUUAUGUUACUAUAUUAUGAAUUGGGAAUCGUUACUGCUGACUCAGUAGUUCUUUCCCAGCCCUGCUUUCCAGAGCAACAUGAGAAAAGAACAGUAGGCAAGCACAUGUAUGCUAAUGAAACAGGAAAUCUGCUGUAAUUUCUGGACACUGGAAAUACUGUAGGAAACCCUAAAAAAUAGGAGUUUGUGUUUGGCUAACUAGUACUCAGAAUAGAGCUUGAAACCAGUCAACUAGUUAGUCAUGACUAACUCAAAUCUAUUGAUUUCAGUGAGUCUACUCAGAGUAUGACUUAAUUGCAUAUAAUUCAGAGCCUCUUUGUGUAAACAGUUUCCAUAAUUCCUAACCAUUGGCUAUGAUGGCUGGGGCUUAUUGGAAUUAUAGUUCAGAACAGCUGAAGGGCACCAGGUUUGUGAAAGCUGGUUAAGAUUCUGUCUCUUCCCUCUCCCCCCCCCCCCAUUAGUUGUUGGAUUCUUCUUCUGCAGAGGAUUUGAUUAAUCAUUACUACAAACCAAACAACAUCUAUUCAGUUAUUGAACUUGCAUAUUCCUCAUGUGCGUCCCCAUCACAUCUUUUUCUUCAAGCAGUGGAACUGCUAAUAACUCUUGUGUCUGUCUGGUGUGUACUAGACUUGUCGCAUAACAGGUCUAGCUAAUUCAGAUAGUGGGUGUGUUAGAAUACCAACUAUGUUGUAAAUAUUUAAAGGUAGUUGGAAUAUGAUAUAAUCAAGACACUAAUGAUAGGCUUUUUAAAACAAUCUACAUAAAGGGAUAAUGGACAUUUUCCCAAUGGCUCUCAUGUCAUCCAAACUAAUGACGCUGUGGGGCAGAGAUUUCUUGAUUCCAGGCAAAAUGCCAUGCUGCUGGGGACAUCUGGCCGACAACAGGAGACGCUGUACUGGCUUCCCAUCUUCUACUGAACCCAGGAUCAAGGUUUUUGUAUUGAUUUACAAAGCCUGGAACAGCAUAGGUCCUGAACCCCUACGUUCCAGCUGAGUCACUGAGAUAGUCUCCCAGGGUGUUGCUUGUCAUCCCCUGAGUUGGCGAGGCUCAUUUGACAACAAUAAGGAACCUAGCCUUUAGUUUCAUCAACCCAUUAAUGUGAAACACUCUGCUAACGGAGAUUCAGCAGGUGCCUCCUGUUUCAAUUUUUUAAACACCUGCUGAAUACUUACCUAUUCCAUCAGGCUUAUGCAGGCAAUGAACAGUACAUAUUUACAGAAUAGUUAUCUGAUUUCUAAUUUUAACAUUUUCAUUGUAUGGUUUUAUGUACAGUUGUGAACCAUGAUAUUUUCUUUAUGAAUUAGUGAUAUAUAAGUAUUUUUAUAAAUUAAAAAAGUUACAAUAUAGGAGUAUUCUGGUUGAUACAUGUGCAUACAUGGGUACAGGCAAUAUGCGAAACAAAAGUUAACUUUUUAGAAGGUGAGGUUGAAAUACUGUUUCAAUAUAAAACCCAAAGCAUUCAUUAGAAGAAUAAAUGAAAAGUGUUUAUACUUGGAACAUGAUGUAAAUGUUUAUCUUGGGAGCCAAAGCUAAGCAUCUCAGAGAAAACUUUCAGGGCUUGUUGAUCACAUCACCAGAGUGAUGCUUAGGGCACACAUACAGUGUGUGUGUGUGUGUGUGAUUUUUUUUCUCCUCCAGAAGGAGAAGGUAAAGGUAGCAGAAAGUUAUCCAGAAACCAGCAGGCGUAUAACUACUUAAAGCAAGCUAACAUGCUAGUGCAAGUCUGGGUUUAUUGUGUAAUGCCAGAGUCAGGAAAAUUUAUCUUAACUAUUAACUUGAUCAAAGCAUAUUAAGAUGAUUUUUAUGUGCUAUUUAAAGGUACAUAAACGUUAGAGUGAAAAUGUGCUGAGAAGGUUGAAGAAAUAUGCUACAUAUAGAAUAAAACAGUAAGGUGUUAUUUCUAAAUACUGAAAUAAAUGUUGAAACUUUUUUUAAAAAAAACACAGUAGUUUUAUUGAUACAUUAUUGAUAUUUUUACUCUUAAUACUGCCAUGUUGUUGUUAUUUGUUACGUUUGUAUACCGCCCUUCAUCUGAAGAGCACAGGGCAAUUAACAACAUAAAAAAUAAAAAUAAAAACACAAAAUAUAUAAUAAAAGAAAAAGAAAGCAAAAACCCCACUACCACAAGCACAUUAAAAAGGCAAUAGAGUGGUUGAAGAGAAAUGUUUUCCCCAGGUGCCUAAAGAUAUGUAAUGAAGGCUCCAAGCAAGCCUCCCUGGGGAGAGCAUUGCAUAAACAGGGAGCCACUAUAGAAACGGCCCAUUCUUGUGUUGCCAUCCUCCAGACCUCUUGUGGAAGAGGCACACAAAGAAGGGCCUCAGAUGAUGAUUGCAGGGUCCAGAUUCUUGGGAGUUGUGGUCCUCGGCCUUUUAAAGCAGAGUUCAAAAUUAGCCAGGCGCAUUUUGCACUUGACUAUUGUCCACUUGUGACCCAAGUGAAGAUGCCUGGGUGCCACGAUGCGUUUGACAUCCCCGCUCUCUGGAGGUGCAUGCCUGGGGAUCGUUGGAUCUUGACUGUUUUCAUACGCUAAUACCACAUCCUAUAGAAUUCUGUCAGUUGUAUUUUAUAUUCACAAUCAGAAUGAAUUUUAGGAACCAAAAUGCUUUUUCUGUGCAGCCUGAGUAGGAGCAGUGAACAACGUUAUAGUUAAUUGUUGUUGCUUGUCUUCACCUACCCCCCCCACUGCCCUGCUCACAGCUGUGAAAAAUUUUCUUCCAUUAUGAAUGCUCUGUGUCACCAUUAAGAAAAAGACGUAGGGAUAGGCCAAUAUAUAUGUGGAUUGUCCUUAGAUAGUGACUUUUCUUAUUUAAGGUCUUGGGGUUCUUAAUUCUUAACCAAGCUCAAGGUUGUCUGAACUAGAAUCAUAGAAUCAUAGAGUUGGAAGAGACCACAAGGGCCAUCGAGUCCAACCCCCUGCCAAGCAGGAAACACCAUCAGAGCACUCCUGACAUAUGGUUGUCAAGCCUCUGCUUAAAGACCUCCAAAGAAGGAGACUCCACCACACUCCUUGGCAGCAAAUUCCACUGUUGAACAGCUCUUACUGUCAGGAAGUUCUUCCUAAUGUUUAGGUGGAAUCUUCUUUCUUGUAGUUUGGAUCCAUUGCUCCGUGUCCGCUUCUCUGGAGCAGCAGAAAACAACCUUUCUCCCUCCUCUAUGUGACAUCCUUUUAUAUAUUUGAACAUGGCUAUCAUAUCACCCCUUAACCUCCUCUUCUCCAGGCUAAACAUGCCCAGCUCCCUUAGCCGUUCCUCAUAAGGCAUCGUUUCCAGGCCUUUGACCAUUUUGGUUGCCCUCCUCUGGACACGUUCCAGUUUGUCAGUGUCCUUCUUGAACUGUGGUGCCCAGAACUGGACACAGUACUCCAGGUGAGGUCUGACCAGAGCAGAAUACAGUGGCACUAUUACUUCCCUUGAUCUAGAUGCUAUACUCCUAUUGAUGCAGCCCAGAAUUGCAUUGGCUUUUUUAGCUGCCGCAUCACACUGUUGGCUCAUGUCAAGUUUGUGGUCAACCAAGACUCCUAGAUCCUUUUCACAUGUACUGCUCUCAAGCCAGGUGUCACCCAUCUUGUAUUUGUGCCCCUCAUUUUUUUUGCCCAAGUGCAAUACUUUACAUUUCUCCCUGUUAAAAUUCAUCUUGUUUGUUUUUGCCCAGUUCUCUAAUCUGUCAAGGUCGUUUUGAAGUGUGAUCCUGUCCUCUGGGGUGUUAGCCACCCCUCCCAGUUUAGUGUCAUCUGCAAAUUUGAUCAGGAUGCCCUUGAGUCCAUCAUCCAAGUCGUUGAUAAAGAUGUUGAAUAAGACCGGGCCCAAGACAGAACCCUGUGGCACCCCACUAGUCACUCUUCUCCAGGAUGAAGAGGAACCAUUGAUGAGCACCCUUUGGGUUCGGUCAGUCAGCCAGUUACAAAUCCACUGAGUGGUAGCAUAGUCAAGACCGCAUUUUACCAGCUUCUUUACAAGAAUAUCAUGGGGCACCUUGUCAAAUGCCUUGCUGAAAUCAAGGUAGGCUACAUCCACUGCAUUCCCUUCAUCUACCAGGCUUGUAAUUCUGUUAAAAACGAGAUCAGGUUAGUCUGACAUGACUUAUUUUUCAGAAAUCCAUGCUGACUAUUGGUGAUCACAGCAUUCCUUUCUAGGUGCUCACAGACUGUUUGCUUAAUGAUCUGCUCCAGAAUCUUCCCUGGUAUUGAUGUCAGACUGACUGGGCGAUAAUUAUUUGGGUCCUCUCUUUUCCCCUUUUUGAAAAUAGGGACAACAUUUGCCCUCCUCCAGUCUGCCGGGACUUUGCCUGUUCUCCAGGAAUUCUCAAAGAUGACUGCCAGUGGUUCUGAGAUCACAUCUGCCAGUUCUUUUAAUACUCUUGGAUGCAGUUCAUCUGGCCCUGGAGACUUGAAUACAUCUAAACUAGCCAAGUAUUCUUGUACUAUCUCCUUAGUUAUUCUGGGCUGUGUUUCCUCUGCUCAAUCAUUUGCUCCAAUUCUUCAGGUCGGGCAUUGUUUUCUUUAUCGGAGAAGACUGAGGCAAAGAAGGCAUUGAGGAGUUCAGCCCUUUCUGUGUCCCCUGUUUGCAUUUCACCAUCUUCUCCUCUGAGUGACCCCACUGUUUCUUUGUUCUUCCUUUUGCUACGAACAUACCCAUAAAAGCCUUUUUGUUGCUUUUAACCUCUCUAGCAAGCCUGAGUUCAUUCUGUGCUUUAGCUUUUCUGACUUUGUGUCUACACGUGCUGGCUAUUUGUUUGAAUUCCUCUUCGGUGGUUUCCCCCCUUUUCCAUUUUUGUACACAUCCUUUUUAAUCUUAACUCAGUUAAAAGUUCUUUAGAUAGCCACCCUGGCUUCUUUAGGCACCUUCCAUGUUUCCGUCUCAUUGGUAUUGCCUGAAGUUGUGCUUUUACUAUCUCCUUCUUAACAAACUCCCAGCCAUCAUGAACUCCCUUUCCUUUUAGUAUUACUGUCCAUGGGAUCUCACCCCGCACUUCCCUAAGUUUUAUGAAGUCGGCUUUCUUAAAGUCAAGAAAUUGAGUCCUAGUAUGCUUGGCUGCUCCUUUCCGCUGUAUAGUAAACUUCAGAAGAGCAUGAUCACUCGCGCCUAAUGAUCCUUCCACUUCUACCCCACUAACCAGGUCAUCAACAUUGGUUAGGACCAGAUCUAAAAUGGCUGUUUCUCUUGUUGCUUCUCCCACUUUCUGGACAAUGAAGUUGUCUGCAAGGCCAGUGAGGAAUCUGUUUGACUAGCCAGGCGUUUAACUGAUAAUCAACCACAGUCAGUCUAUCAUUUGAAAAAUAUGACUUUAGAGCCGACUUGCCCCAAAAUGGCAGCUAGACGUUCUGUUUUGUUGACUGUAACCUUGGUUUAAGAAGCCAUUUGGCCCCUGGAUUAUAUAUUUGACUUUCUAACACUGUUUUUAAGACUUUAUAGGUCAAAACCAGCACUUUGAAUUGGGCCCCAAAACUAAUUGGCAGCCAGGCCAGGGUUGGCCUUAUAUGCUCAAAGGGAGCAUCUUUUCACCUCACUUUGUACCAGAUUUUCUGUGAAAGAAAAAAGGGGUGCAAGUCUUUUCUGCUUCUUCAAAGCUCAGCAUAAAAUAUGAGGUUGUAGCUUCCAUCCCUCAAGUUAUUUACAUGGAGCUGAGACUGUGGGAAGGAUAAUAGUUCUUAGCUACAUGACGUAGUAAGAGAACUUCCAGAAAGCUAAUAGUGUCAGUCCAGAGUUGGGUUUUUCUAUGCUAGGUUUCCAUUGCGAACAUCUACUGUAUGUGGAUUUCCCAGAAAAAAUGUCUACAAAGUUGUUCUCUGCCCUUAAAUUAAGAUCUGUUGUAGCAUGUUUAUUUGACAUAUUUAAUAAUAAAAAGUAUUCUAUAUUUUAUGUGCCGUAUAUAUUAAAUAAUUAUUCUAACAGCCGGAAAUAAUUGAAAUUGAAGUAGUGUGGUUUUUAAUGAUUUCAAAGUUUUAUUUAUAAAUUACUUUUAACUUGUAACAAAAUAUUUAUAUCCAAAUGACACAUAUUCAGAUUCAUAAUCAAGCAUCAUGAUGCCCCAUGGUAAAAACUGGAUUUCCUAAGAGGAAGAGUAUUUCCUAAAAUAAAAAGGUAAAGGUAUGGUAGUACUAGUGGGAUUUUUAUUAUUACCUACUAUGAAUUAUGGAUACAAAGAUAUGUGAAUUUUUCUGUAUAUUCCCUAAACUCAAAUGUUCGUUAUAUAUUUACUAGUGGUACCAGUGCUUCCUGGAAAAUUGCGGUGGGGGAUACAGCAGUGAACAUUUCCCAUGCCAUGUAGCGCUCUCUCUCUCUCUGUCUGUCUGUCUGUGUAUGUGUGUAUAUUAAUCAGAUAUAUCUUUCUAUCUUAAUACUUUUAUUGGAUUCAUAUCUGGCUAGGAUUGGGCUGAUAGCUUGUGAUCUAGUGUAUAUUUGCUUGGAAGGAAGUGCCAUUGAAGGCAGGGGGACUUGUUUCUGAAUAAAAGCAUGUUUAGGAUUAUGUUUUAAGUUUUAGAAAAACUGUCACAAGUCCAGUCUUAUUUUGUAGCUUUCCAGCACUGUUGUAUUAUUUUGAUGUCUCAGAAAUGAAGCUGCCCCUCACUUCCCUCACCCCCCCCCCAAAGAACUUUGCUUACCACAGAAAGUUUCAAAGGCUGGCAUUUCAGUGUAUAUCCUGUUUUCUAGAGAAGUGUGUUAUCUACAGGAGUUUCCUCAGGAUAUUUGCUAGAACAGUGUGCUGCCAUGUUUGCAAAGUAUAACCUACUUCCAUGGUCUAUUCUACUUUUCCAAUGAAUUUUUAGCCGAAAUUAUCCCAAGGCAUGCUUGCAUGAGUAAUGUAAGAAAAUAAAAAUACAACAGGAUUCUAUUUUAUUAUAUAGAGAAUGUCUCAGGACCACAAUAUCUCAAGGACUGCCUCUCCCCAUGUAUACUGAGCUGGACCUUGCAGUCAUCAUCUGAGGCCCUUCCUCCAUGAGAAGUCUGGAGGGUGGCAAAAUGGGCCUUUUCUGCGGUGGCUCCUUGCUUGUGGAAUGCUCUCCCCAUCAUUACCUAUCUUUACGCACCAGGCAAAAACAUUCUUCUCCUCCUAGACCUUUUGCUAAUUAAACAAUCUAUGGCUUUUUAAACUGUGUUGGUGGGGGUUAUUGUUUUUCUUUGUCACUAUGGUAUGUACUUUUGUGUUUUUAUAUUGUAAACCACCCUGUGAUUCUCGGAUGAAGCUCAGUAUAGGAAAUAGAAUAGAAUAGAAUAGAAUAGAAUAGAAUAGAAUAGAAUAGAGAAAUAUAACACCUGGUGUUAUUUUUCCAAACACAUUGGUUAGUUUUCGUAACAACCCAAUCAUUAAUAAAUAAAUUAAAAACUAGUGUGUAACAUUUCUUGCCACAUCAUUUAUAGCUUCUUCCAUAGAGCAUUAACAGCUUUAUCAAGCAAAGGUGAAUUGCUCGCAGAAACCAUUUUUUUUACAACAGGGUUUGUUUCUAGAAGGGGGCUGCCUUGCACUAAAUUAAAUUAUGCAUGUUGUUUCCCCAGCUUGAUCCUUGCCUAUGCGACUGUGUCAGUUUUCCAGUUCAGUAAUGUGAGUGUAAUUCACAAGAUUCAUAGAUAGUAUCACACUACCCUCCUACAGGUGAUUAAUGCUGGAAACUGGAUGAAAGCACGAGUCUUCCCUUGGUAUUACAUUGCCCUAUUUUAUGAGGAAAAUGCAUUUCUAAAAAAUCUGUACAAAGUGCCUGCAAAAUGCAUACAAUUUAAAAGUGGGGUUUUUUCAUUCUUUUUCAAAACAAUUGGACAGAGCAGGUUUACGAUUGGAAUCAAAAUUAGGUGGCUCAUUCUGUCCCUGGGUUAAACUGUCAGACCCAAUACAGUGGUACCUCCGGCUGUGGAUGGGUUCCGUUCCGGACCUCCAGUCGGAUCCCGGGGUUUCCGCAACCGGAGGGACUGCUUCUGCGCAUGCACAUGCACAUGCAGCAAAAUCCGGAAAAAUACUUCCGGAUUUGCUGCGUUCGCAUCCUGAAGGAUACGCAACCGGAGGUGUGUGUAUCCAGAGGUACCAUUGUAGAGGUUUAACUUUAGCCAUUAAACAGAAACAACUUUCCAGCAUAGUAGCUCAUUGGGUGAUUCCUUCCUCGUCAAAUGUUCUGAAUUUAUUUAUUAUUUAUUUAUAUCUGACUAAACUUUAAUUUAUUGAUAAAUAAACCAUUUAUUAUUUCUGUCUUUCUGUUGCCUCUACCAGGCUGCCUUGGGGCAACUGUGAUUGCAGGAGGUACAGGCAAGAGAUAAUGCUAGACAGUGCAACAAGUGACAAUAUUUUCCUAUUUAGUGCCACAUUUCUACCCAAGUGGCUGUAUGUUCCAGAAAGUGGGGUGGCUAGAUGUGUGCAGCAGGUCAACCUUCAUUCUUCCUGUGGCAGCACCAUGCCACAUUUGAUGACCUGUAAUUUCUCCCCCUCCCUUUUUUAUUGAGGAUGGCUUCAUGUUUGUUGCCUUAAUUGACACCACCUUACAUUUGCAUUACUCUGUACUGAUGUCUUCGGAGGGGAAAAAUACUGUGUGGCCUUUCCUAGGGAAAUCUGUUACACCGUUGGUCGAUUACCUUGAGUAAUCUCUAGAGUUAAAAGGUCAUUCUCCUGUGCAGCAUGGACUCAAGCAUGGGAGGUUGCCUUUUGGUGUUUGAGGACAUUUUCAAACUUUAUCUUAGGUUUCUUGAGAAGAUUCACCUUAUGCUAGUGACCUCUCAUCAUAUGAGAUGAUGGAUGGAAUCUAGUUGGUGGACUUGCAUUUACAGAAGGUAUUUCGUUUCAACAGAAGAAGAAGGGAGAUAAUCCAUACCUGCAGCACCUCCUGAAAAUCACUCUCGAGGGUUGGGGGACUUUCCAGAACAAGGUCGAAGGUGGUCUUGAUGGGGUUUGUAGGGAAAAGUGACAAAACUCCCGCUCUCUUCCUCUUCCAUUAGCAGAGGUGUCUGCUCGAUCAAAAACCCUUUGGUGAGCACAAGAACACCAAUUGGAUUCCACCCAAUGGAGGAAGUCUGUUCCAUAGCCUCUGGGUCAUUUCUUCAUUGAACACUCUGUUCUUUAAGUUGAACUCCAUUUUGGACAAUCUUUUCGUAGGUUUUGUGUACUCCUUACAUCCUGUGGAGAAAUGAGGCAUGGAGUACAUUUUAUUAACAAAGCACAAAAACAUUGCAUGGAACUGUGUGUGUGACAACACACAGUCAAUGCCUGUGUUAAAUUGUAUUAACUUACUUGGUAUCAAUCUGUUUAAGAUUCUAGCUCCCUUUGUUUAUUAUUCCAUGUGAAGAGGCUCCAUGCUAUGAAAGGGUCAUGGGGCUUUGCUGCUUGCUCCUGCCCCAGCCCGCUUAAGUAAAGUCAACUUCCACAGCACACAUUUAGGUAUUCUCUGGAAUGUCUCCAAACUUAAUGCCCACUCUCUGUGGAUUCUGCUCUGCUUAUGCUUGCAGUGCUUCCUUUAGAGUCUUUCCCCCCAGACUUUGACUGCCUUGGGCAUACUAUCCACAUGCAGAAGCCAAGUAACAAAAACUUUGCCUAGAACAAGGCUUUAAUGAAUGCAGAGGACUUCAGUAAAAGUCAUACAUGGAAGUUUUGUUAACUUUUGUAGAAUUGUGUCUUUUUUGCAACUGUUUUGCAACUGACCAUGGGAGUAUAGAAAUUCAUUGGAAGAUUGACUUACUGUGGGAGCAGCCACCACAGGCCUUCUGUAGAGCUUGUAACUGAGCCCCUUCAUUUUUAUAAAUGUUUAUCUUUGCUCCAGACUAUGCUGUGAUAGUUCAUGGCUGAUAGUUGUGGGGGUUUUUUAACCCAGAUGUCUAUAUCCACAUGCUUUUCACUUUAUUCAGUUGGUUGAAGCUUACAUGCAGCAUUUUUGUGCUUUGUGUUCCAGAUGGUAUCAUGGGAAGCUUGACAGAACAAUUGCAGAAGAACGCCUUCGGCAAGCAGGGAAACCUGGAAGUUAUCUUAUCCGAGAGAGUGAUCGAAGGCCCGGAUCAUUUGUGCUUUCAUUCCUUAGUAAAACCAAUGUUGUUAAUCACUUUAGGUGAGUGUUGAUUUAAUAUUGUUGAAAAAGCUGUUUAAAGAUGUAUGCCUAAAGUGUGGGUUUUGAAGCUUAGCAGGUGUAUUGUGAAUGAGUUGGAGUGAGAGACUCUUUUUCCUCCCCCGAAAAGUUCAAAGUGGCAUCAUCAUCGACUGAAUUGGCAUUUUCUUCUUUCAGAAGACACUUUACUUAUUGAUUAUCCAGGAAGCCCUAUAUGUGACAGAAUUCUGGGCACAUGUUCUAUUCAUUCAGGGUACGGGCCAGGUCCAUUGGGCCCAGCUGUGUUCCUGCUGCAAAAACUGAAGAUAUGGCCUGGAACAUUCCCCUGCAAUUCAGAUGAGAUUGCAUUAGCUUGUAAUUCAUCCUCUGUUAUAUUUCCUAUUACUCUGCUCCAACACCGUUCCUUGCUUUAAAUCACCCCAUUUUCCAUUCCUUCCCUCGCCAUUCAUCUUUCACAAUACUUAAGAGAACAGGACUAAAAGGUAGAGUUGUGGAGAGCUACUUCCUUGGUGAAAUGCUGUAGUAGCCUGACUUAUUUCCAUUUGGCUGGUGGCUUGCUCUGUGGCAUUCAGUUACCUUUUCCUCUGCAGAGGGGGAAUGUAUGUCUGGAGUAUGCAAGGUAGAUACUUAAGUGGCUGUUAGCUUCUAAGCAAUGGUGGCUUUCUAAACUGUAUACUCUUAACUUGAAAGCACAGAGAGAGCCAGGCAGGGUUGCUCUUGCUGCUUGGAAACUGGCAGCUGCCAAGGCAUUGACCAUGUGCUCCACAGCUGUCAUUUCUCUCUCUGCCUUGAAUGUAGCUUUGUUUCGUAAGCCUGAGUUUUGGAGAUAGUGCUCACAGCUUUUCAUUCCCCACCUUCCAGAGAAGCAGAGGGCUAAGUUGAUCUGCAGCUUGAUAGCUUUCUUAUAGCUCUUAAAGGCUGGAAAAGAGGAUAAACACUCAUCUGGCUGCUUGCAGCUGUUCUUACCACUCUAGGUAGCCAGCAUUGAAUGAUUUGUUCAGUAUUAUAUACCUGCCAUCCCCCUGCAUGUGCAGAUCAAUAGGGAUUGGCAUGGAUUCUUCAAAAACUACAGCCGCUUGGCUGCUUGAUGAGUACAGUUGAUUCACACCACAUACAGGCAAAUUGGAAACUGCUCUAGAUAUAUUGUUUAAAUUAGAUUUUUAGGCUUAAUUUUAUCAAAUUGUGCAUGGAGCUUUCUAAAAUAGUAGUCAAAAUUUAUCUGAGCCCCCCCCCGGGGGGGGGGCAUUUAUUUCAAGCACCUUUGUGGCUUGAAUGAAACAUAUUCUUUAUUACAUGAAAAGUGAAUCUUUGGCCCGCUAGAUGUUGCUGUACUAUAACUCCCAUUGUCUCUAACCAUUGACCAUUCUAGCAGGGGCUGAUGGGAGCUGGAGAGCAACAUUUGGAGAGCCACAGAUUUCAAUCCCUACUUUAUAUGAUGGAUGUUUGUUCAAAUAAGGCUUGGGAAUGUUAGGAAGUGGGGUUUCUCUUUUGUUCUAUUAAGUAGAGAUAGCACACCGAAUUGCUGUCAGUGUGAAUAUGUAUACAUCCCUUAAUAUCCUAAAAACACAGUCAGUUUAAUAUUUAUUCUUUCAAGUUUUAAAAAACUAACAUUCCAGAAAGACUGAAAUACCAAAGUAUAUAUUUUUGAAUUUAUUCAUGCUAUAAUUCUUAAUAUUUUCUACUAAUGUAGGUCAUAAUCUUUCUUAACAGGAUUAUUGCAAUGUGUGGUGACUAUUAUAUUGGCGGGAGACGGUUUUCUUCACUUUCUGACCUAAUAGGUUAUUACAGCCAUGUAUCUUGUUUGCUUAAGGGGGAAAAAUUGUUGUUUCCUGUAGCACCUCCAGAGGUAUGUACUAUUUUUUUAAAGCAAAUGUUUCUGUGCUCCUAUUAAAAUCAUCUUUACAGAAAUACCCAUUUUAAUUUGGAAAUGUGAAAUGAGUUACAUAUUUGUGGAUGGAUAACUGGAUACUAUAUAGCUCCAUCCAAAUCUAUAUAUUAGUAUUCAAUCAUAGAAGAGAUUAUUUAUUUAGAAACUUAGACUUUGCUGUAUUCGAGAAAUAAUUUGGUACUGUGACAUACACUGUAUGGUUGAAAAAUACGAUUGGAUACUUGGUUCAGAAACCUCUGAAACAAAUCUGCUUGCCUCUCUUCCUCAGAGGAGGAAAGUUUUCAUCCUGCUGGGUUCCAAAUAGCCUGGGGGGGAUCAGCUCCCAUCCCUUCCUUUCUCUCUUUCUGGGAGAGAAGGUAAGCACUAUCGAGCAAAGAACAACAUUUAUCUAAGUUCUCAGCAUGAUUGAAGCUCAGGGCCUUCAUCUUUUCUUCCCACCCUGGUGGGAAAUGAUGAGACAAAAGGGUAGAAAAGCCCACCCUGCCUGAUCUUAAAAGAAUAGAAGAGAAAGCCUUGUGUUGGUAAAAGACCUCUCUGAUCUUACUGUUUGCUUAUGAGUGCUUUGGGCACAUUGACCACAAGUAGAAAAUUGGAAAUGGAAGUGAUGGUAGAUCUCAUUUAAUGGGUUGAAUCUAGAUUUUCCAUAGGUGAAAUUCUACCCUUGGGUAGAAUGCUGGAGGAGGGGGGAACAACAACAUUUCUGCCAAUUUCUCCACCCAUCCCUUGUGCCCCCUUGAACAACCUCUGUGGAGGGUCAGGGAUGCUUCAGAACAGUGUGGGAGGUAGCACCAGGGGGAAUUAGUAAAAAUAAUACCAUCUCCUAAACUGAAGAAGCCUUUCAAUUUGUGGAAAUGAGCCUGAAUCCAACCCAUACCACUGAUAUGGGAGCUCAAGUUUGAAUAAAAAUAAGUAAUGAUAAAAAAUAUGGUAGUAGCAAUAUAGUACGUUCUGCUUACUUUCUAAGGGCAGAACAGUUUUGCCAUAAAGCUAGUGCUUAUGCCACACUCACACAAAACUAAUUCAUGUUAGUAUCUUAACACAAAUAGUGACAAUAUUUCAUCUGUUCAAGUUACGCCAUAAUCUAGAAAGCUACUUAGUGUACUCAAACUGAAAACUAAAUCCAUUUUUAAUUAACUUGAAAUAAAGAGACUUCUGUUCCGCUCUGAUCCAUAUUUUGAACUUAUUAUUGCUCAAUAAGCAGUUAGUCUAAAUAUUUGACUAAGUAUUAUGACUUUAAAAAGCAUCCAGGCAUUGGCCUACUGGAUCUAAUUGUGUUAUUAGAGGUAAUCAGCAGUCUAGGGAGAUCCUAUUUUGCUGCAAAAUAUGAUCUAGUUAGUAUAGUGGAUAUUUUGUCUUGAAAUCAUAUUGCUCACAUUGCAGUCCAGAUUUUAAGUCCUGCAUCACAGCAGAACAUCUUUGUUUUUUAUAGCCAGUGGAGGACCGCAGGAGAGUCCGAGCCAUUCUGCCAUACACUAAAGUGCCAGAAACAGAUGAAAUAAGGUAUAUUUCAUAAGAAUUACAAAUCCUACGUGGGGUGAAAUUAUUUAUUUGUUCAAAAUAUUGAUAUACCACUAUAGAAAGGAAAAGGAGUGAGAAGGGUGAAAGAAAAAGCAAAAUCAGGCACUAGCUCUUAGUUACAUCAUUCUUGUAAUGACCAGCUGGAAUAGAAAAAGGUGGAGAGAAGGCAAAAGUUGCAGGUUUUUCAGUAGGGCCAGUGGAGAGAUACUGCAGUUCUCUCUCCCCCUCACCUGUAGUGGAAAGAAAGACUGCUGAUAGAUGAUUCAGUAUGGUCAGGAAGACAGAUUAAAAACAAAUACUUCAAUAGUACAUACCACACAAUAUGGUGAUACUUGCCACAUUAUAUGAUUUUUAGGAUUGGACAAGUUCAUGGAGGAUUGGGUGUAUAAAAGUCUUACUAGUCAGGAUAAUUAAAUGGGGUCUUGAAUCUGAAGCAUGCCCUAUAGAUUGCUACCAUGCCUUGCAUGUUAGUGUCUAGACCUUUAUAGUUUAGAGCGUUAGUCUGUAGUAGUAAAACAUACAUCCUCUGGUUAAAAACACAGAACCUGUGGUACUGUAGAGACUAGACAAACCUACCGUAACAGAAGCUUUUGUAGGGUUUGUAAAAUGCAUGAAAUGCUUUCCUUCUUGGUGUGUGUGUAUGUAUACAUUUAUCUAUCUAUAUAGAUGCAUACAUGAUUUCAGAAUAAAGGUACUAAUAAAUAAUGGGCUCAAAAGGCUGUUAAAUUAAAUGGGUAGCUCUAGAUGUGCCACACUUUGUAUAGCUACAGAUAUAUAGAAGAUAAAUUUGGCUUUGCAUACAAAUGUGCCACACUUGCUGCUUCCUGGUUUUUGUUUUUUGUUUUGCCUCUCUACAUGUGCAUUGAUAAACCUGCCAAUUAAGAGUAACAUUUCAUGCAUUUGGCAAAAUGGCUGUAGUCAACAAAAGCUGAAGCGGCAACUAAUUUGCUUCUGUUUAAGAUUCCGUAGUACUUUUUAAAGUCUGUAGAUGACUACUCCUGGGAGAAAAUGCUGAACUAUAUUAUCCAACAAGUAUGUUCCUUUCAUUUUUACUGAUAUCAGGUUCACAGAUAAAACAGUCCAUGUAGGGACCAAUACAGUUGUGGCUCUUGCUUUGUGUGUGUGUUUAUUAUAAAAAAGCAGUCAUAAUCAAUUGACCAUUUGAAGUAAAAGUUUCCAGCCUGGUUUAGUCAGUUGGGAUUUCUCCCUUCAUCUGAAACAAGCAGUUCUUUGAAGAUAAAUAGAGAAAGAAGAAAUGUCAAUAACAGAAAACCUCUUCCUUCCCCACUCCCUCAUUUUCUCCAGUAGUUUCCAGAAAAUUUAGCAGUUUCCUUGCCUCAGUAGGAAGAGAGAGAACUUAAAAGUUCUCCUGAGUUGUUGAAGGGGUUAUAUUUAGGUAUUCACUUCCAUUUUGUGUUCAAGGCAAUUAAAUGAUUUGUAAGUUCAAGUUAAGUCAUGACUCAAAGAAAACUUCUCUGAACUGGUUUCAGUGUUUGGUUUCACAUUGAGUUUGAUUCUCUGCCUAAGAAUCUGGUAUAAAUCUGGUAUGUUCUGGUAUAAUUCUAAAAUUCAUUUUGAAGAGUUCAUUUAAUUUCCAGAGACGUAGGAGAAAAUCAGGGAACAAUUGUAAGUGUAUAACUUAAUGUGCCAGACUUUGUAUAAUGGGAAUCUGUUUCAUAAUUUUAUCUUAAUUACAUAUAGCUUCCUUAAAGGAGACAUGUUUAUUGUCCACAAUGAAUUAGAUGAUGGAUGGAUGUGGGUUACAAACCUACGUACGGAUGAGCAAGGACUUAUAGUAGAAGACCUAGUGGAGGAAGUGGUAAGUUACUUUAUACAAGGAGUAUCUUAGCAUUAAGAUAAAAGCACAAUAAUAAAAGUAUGUAAGAGGUAGCUUACACAGCAAAGUAUUGAACAAAUGCAACUGAUUCUCCAGUUUGUUUAUUUCUGUGUCUUGAAAAGGAGAUCAUAUAUAUUGUUUUAUUUCCAACUAUGGGUCAGUUUAUAAUCAAGACUUGGGUAUGCUUCCAUCUUCUUUGGCACAUGCUCCUUAAUUGGGUAUUACUAGUAUACAUCUGGACUGGCAAACUAUAGUUUGUGUUUGCUCUGCAACCUAGGGUUUGAUCCUGGUUUUCAGGGUGAGUUAAAACCGUAGUUUGCUAGUUCAGAUGCAGUAUUAAAUUGUGGUUUGCUACAAAUCAGGAAGUAAUGAACUAAGCAGAGUGCAUUAUGGGAUUGGGUAUGUAAGCUCAGCAUUCAUGUUCACAUUUCACAUUGUGUGUGAACUGACUCAGUAGAUUUAAUAUUUGUGGCCAGAUUCAUGACUACAGCCUGGAUCAUUUUUAAUGUAAUUUUUGAGGGAGAAGAAUCCUGAAAAUUUGAUAUUGUUUUGUAUGCUAUGGGUGAGUGAGCUUAGAAACCAUUCAGUAAGGGUACUCAUCAGUGGCAUUUGGGGUACAGAAAAAGAGAGAGAGAGAGAGUCUGUGUGUAUGUCAAAACUUCCAAAAGAAAGUAGUUUUCUAAACUGCUACGGCUGGGUGUAGAUUUGGAGGUCCAGUUCUCUCUCUCUCUCUCUCUCUCUCUCUCUCUGUGUGUGUGUGUAGGGUGGUGGUGAGGGUUGCAGGUGUGUUCCAGUAUUAUUAUUAUUUUAACUUUUCUACAGAGAAAGGUGUUGAUAUUUGACACAAUAUGCUACACUCUAUAAGGCUUGGCAGGCUCUUAUUGGGUGUAUGGCAUUCAGCUGUCUAUCAUUCUACCUAUAGUUUCUGGAAGUUGAGAGCAAGCCCUUUUCAGUUGCAUGGUUUGUUUUCUGAGGCAGACAUCAAAUAGUUCAGUGUUGUAGGUUGCAAUUCUAUGCACAGUUUCUUGUGAGCAAAUCCCACUGAGCAUGAUGGAAUUUAAUAGGUUGCAUGUUAAUUUCAGAAAUCCGAAAUGGUUCAGAUUUCAAAAUUAUUUUUAUAUUGCUUACAACAUUCUGUAAACUUUAGGAAAUGCGUUAUUUGUAUCACUCUGUUGUGUUGGUAACAAUUGUAUGUUUUCAUUAGGGUCGAGAAGAAGAUCCGCAUGAAGGAAAAAUGUAAGUGUGUCUUCUGGAAUAAAUUAUAACUUAUCAUAAGGGUCUGAAUACUGUAAGUGUUAUUCUAGAAUUGAACUCCUUGAUUUCUUAAUAUGCAAAAUGCAUUAUUUCAGUUGAACUUAAUAUUCAGGAGUUAUGUGAUGCACAUAAUAAGGUUCUUUGAUGCUGUGUCCCAAAAGUCCAGUACUAUAUUAAAGUGAGGAGAGUAGCAUUGUUUUCAAGACCCUUGACAAAAUGUACUACUUUAAUCUAGACUUGUAAGAAUUUCUUGGAUUUCUCUGUUCAGUUCUGAACACAAUAACUGAAAAUGCAUGUGCACAAUUUUGAAAGGAUUUAUAGCAACUACAAGGAUGUUAAAAUGUCUAGGAAUAUGAAUAUGUUAAUGUAGAUAAAAGAAGAGCAAGGGAUAUUUUCCCAUAGUUUUUGAAAUAUUUCCUGAACAGUUUGGUGAUAUAGUGAGUUAUUGAAAGCAAUUUCAAUUUCAUUUGACUGAGGGCAAAUUGGAGCAUUUGAGUUGUUGCUUACCAGAUCGUGCUGAUAUUAAAAACACUUGGUUUUACAGCAAAUGUUUAUUAAUGGUAUGAAUAAUCAUUGUGGGGGGGGGUGCACGCACGCAUGCACACGUAAAUGCACACACACAUACCACCUGUAUCAUCUGAAUUUAAACAUUGUUACAUAUUAGCAAAAAUAGAAAUCCAUAGGUUGAUGGGUUCAAGCCCCACAUUGGGCAAAAGGUUCCUGUGUUGCAGGGUGUUGGGCUAGAUCAGGCUUCCUCAACCUUGGCCCUCCAGAUGUUUUUGGCCUACAACUCCCAUGAUCCCUAGCUAGCAGGACCAGUGGUCAGGGAUGAUGGGAAUUUUAGUCUCAAAACAUCUAGAGGGCCGAGGUUGAGGAAGCCUGGGCAAGAUGACCCUUGUGGUCCCUUCCAGUGCUACAGUUCUAUGAUUCUAUACAGGUCAUUCCUAAGUGCACUUGUGUACUAUCAUGUAAGUCAGGAUUGGUGAACCUCCAGUCCGCAGGCCUCUUUGUACAGCCCUCAGGACUCUUACCACACCAUGCCCCCUAUCUCUCAGCUGUACCCUUCACCAGCUUUGUUCCAUGUGCUUGAACCGUGAUGGUGCCUAUUGCUUGCCUGGAUGGGUGUGUGUGUGUAAAAAACUAUGGCUUUUGUGUGGCUGGAAUGCAGCCUUACUCUACAAAGGUAAGAGUUGCAUCUAUUGUUGUGCUUUGACCCUGCCCGCCAUUGGCAUUCUAUCCCCGGAAGGUUACCCAUGAAGUAAUGAAGCUUUCAAGCUGAAAAAGGUUCCUCUUCACUAAUCUAAGUAGAUGAGAUCACCAAUCUAACCAUGGUGUUUCUAAUAUUUUCUCAUUUAUCCUAUUCUCUAAGAUGGUUCCAUGGGAAGAUCUCUAAACAAGAGGCUUACGGCUUGCUGAUGACAGGUAUGUCAUGUGUAAAUGUACUUAAUAGAAUAUGUAUUACACUACUUCUGCAUUAACUUCACUACUUAACUGCAUAAUAUUUUAAGAAGAAAGGCUGUUACAGGGUUUAAAAUGAUUUAAAAAACUAUUCCUAGGGCAAAUGAAGGCAAUUUUAUUUUUAGUAUUUGCUUAGAUGGUCUACUAUAAAAGUUCAUCGUAGUAAUAAUGAUAAUAAUAGUAGUAACUUUAUUAUUUAUGCCCCACCCGUCUGGCUGGCUUUCCCCAGCCACUCUGGGUGGCUUACAGCAUAUAUAAAACAUAGUAAAAUCUCAAACAUUAAAAACCUCCCGAACAGGCUGUCUUCAGGUGUCUUCUAAGUGUUAUGUAGUUCUUUUAUCUCCUUGACAUUUGAAGGGAGAGCUUUCCACAGGGAGGGCGCAACUACCAAGAAGGCCCUCUGCCUGGUUCCUUGCAAUUUCACUUCUCACAGUGAUGGAACCACCAAGGAGGACCUCAGUGUCUGGGUUGAACAAUGGGAAUGGAGACACUCCUUCAGGUAUACCAGGCCACGGCUGUUUAGGGCUUUAAAGGUCAGCACCAACACUUUGAAAUGUGCUCGGAAACAUACUGGGAGCCAGUGAAGAUCUUUUAGAACUGGUGUUAUGUGGUCCCGGCGGCCACUCCCAGUCAUUAGUCUAACUGCCACAUUCUGGAUUAGUUGUAGUUUCCGAGUCACCUUCAGAGGUAGCCCCAUGUAGAGCACAUUGCGGUAGUCCAAGCAGCAGAUAACCAGAGCAUGCACCACCUUGGCGAGACAGUCUGCAGGCAGAUAGAGUCUCAGCUGGUGUACCAGAUGGAGGUAGUAGACAGCUGCCCUGGACACAGAAUUCACCUGCUCUUCCAUGGACCGCUGUGAGUCCAAAAUGACUCCCAUGCUGCACACCUGGUCCUUCAGGGGCACAGUUAUACUGUUCAGGACCAGGAAGUCUUCCCAAUCCCCGUCCCCACAAAACUACUUCUGUCUUGUUAGGAUUCAACCUAAAUCCAUUAUCCACCAUCCAUCCUCCAACUGCCUCCGCACACACACAAAGGACAUUCACUUUACUUAUAUUAGUAAAGGUUUUGUUUCUAAGUGCCAGUACACUUCAGGAUAUGGAAGGGAUCAUUUGCAGUAAGACUUGUUUUAUCUUUCAGGAAGGAUUCUUGUAACUUGGCAUUGAUUAACAGACCAUACACUGUGCGAACUGUUAAAGCUGGCUUUCUGCAACUGGCCACGUGUAGUUUGCAUACCGAAUUCCAGAUAACUUGAAUAAAGCUGCUAUAUUAACACUGAGAAAGUAAAAUAUUGGUAAGGAGCUAAGUGUUCUUUCCUUUCCUUUCUGUAAUUAGUUGGCCAGGUGUCAAGUUUUCUUGUGAGACCUUCUGAUAACACGCCUGGGGAUUACUCUCUCUACUUUCGAACCAGUGAAAACAUACAGCGUUUUAAAAUAUGCCCAACACCAAACAACCAGUUUAUGAUGGGGGGCAGGUACUAUAACAGGUAAGUUGUGAACAGGCCUUGAUAGUCUACAAGUUGGGUGCUGUCAUGUGUGCUGCUACUUUUUUUGCUUGGUUUAUCGAUGUUUAACUCUGUCUUUUCUUUGUAGUACAAUCAACACCGGAUUGUGUAUAGUUUUCAUUAUGAAUUUAGGAGAUUCAAAGUUCAACACAUGGAACAAGUGAAAUAGAAACUCUGUGUGCAUAUUUUUAAAAUGAACAAGAAUUUAUGUUCUUUCUGAGACCUUUCAUGAUAAGUUAUAAAGAAAGCCUGGUCUGUUGAUACAAUAGCAGAGAUUUUAGUGAGGGAAACAGUCUCAUGUUUCUGGAAAAAAUAACCAUUGAAUUUUCUUGUUGGAUAACAUAGAACCUAUCUUUUAAUGUGAACAUAAAUUUAGGAUGGACAGUAUUUUGUGCCAAUAUAUGCUUGCCUUUAUAUUAAAAAUUUAAGUUCUAAAGGACAUGACAACCUACAGCUUAAUGUGCUGAAGAGCUGUUCGUAGUAGUGAUGAGUUUAGCUCCCUCUUCCAAAAGAGAGGGCUGUUGCCUAACCCACAGAUGAUGGAAAUUGCCAAACCUGAACCAGGGAAUUUAUAUCCAUCCCAACCGAGAAUUUCUCUCGCUUCCAGCUUGGCUUCUGAAAUGGUUAGAGAUCCUGCAGCUGGUGUGACUGAGAAAGUAACAAGUUCUCCUAGCUGAGAAGUUCAUUGGACUGUCAUAAGACUUCAAGUGGAAGAUGCUGUGAGGCUAAAAAUUGGAUCCUUUUGCAUAGCCCACAUACAAGCUACUUGAGUACCUUCUUCAUUAAAUCUGUCUGGCCUCCAGACAUCCUCAUUGAAAAUCCAGCUAGCAGCCUUUGUAAAGGUAAACUAUCUUUUGCCCAUUACCUAGUUUGUUAGGGUUAUGGCGGUAUAAGCCUUCCAUUAGAAGACCGUGACAUGUAUGGAACAGGAUUCCAAAGUUCUCCUACAUUACUUAGUAAAAUAAAUCCUAUUUUCUUAGGAUUGGAAUUGCGUAAUAUUCAUUAGUCUGCUUCGCAAGAGAGCCCCCCGAAUUACAUCAAUUCUCCCCUCCUGCUGCUGUCCCCUAUGUCUCAUCCUUCCCUGAUCUUCAGGAGCUGUUGUCAGAGGCAUAGGAGGUGGGAGGAGGAGAGUCUUAUUGUGUGAGAGAACUUCCAUUCUCUGGAUCCAUUAUUUCCUCCUCUCCAUCUUUCCAGUAAGAUAAAAAGCAUAAAACUAGAGUGGGGUGAUUGAAUAGGUCAGGGAUAUGGUAAACACUACUUUACAUGAUAUAAUGUUGCCCACAGCCCUUACAGAGGCAGUAGUAUGUCCACUUCUUAAAAAGCCCACUCUGGACCCAAUGGCAUGUAACAACUAUAGUCCAGUUACCAACACCCCAUUCGUGGCAAAAAGUGGUGGUGAGGGUGAUUGGGGAGCAACUGCAGGUAUUUCUGGAUGAAACUGAUUAUCUAUAUGCACUUCAAACCGAUUUCAGUUUCCAAAGGAGUUAGUGAUACAGUAUGAGAAUCUUACUUAAAGCAACAACAGCAACACCGUGCACCAACAAGCAUGGGUCCAUCUUAGUAGCUCUUUGGAUCCCCACCAAAAUAUAUUUUUCUAAAGUACUUAUUUCUAUAGAUCAGUUGCUCUAUAUGAACGUAGAUGAAUUCCUGUUUACUCCUUGAAUCAACUUCCACUUGAUUCAGUUCAACUUCCUAGCCCUUACUAACUGAUUUAAUACACAGUUGAUCCACACAAGCACAUCAUAAUUUUGUUAAUGGUUUGAGUUAAUGAUUUUCUGGUGACAUCAUUUCUUCCUUAUUAGUCUGUCACUUUAUCAUUGAGAUGUCUCCCUUGUUUGCCAAGGGGAAGCGUUUAUGAUCACCAGUUGCUGUGAAAGUAUAGAAAUACCUUUCUGAUCUACAUUUUUAAAGAACUACUGCUGGCCAAGUAGCUCUUGGAAUCACUUUGUUAGUUAAAAGCUGUAUUCCUGCCCCCUUUUGCAUGUGCUGUUAUGUAAUUCAGAACUUCCACCAUAGAAAGCAGAGAGAAAAUAUAUUCUAGUACCUGGAAGGCUAUUCAGAUCUAUAAAAGUUUUGUUACAAAGUAUAUUAUCAUAUGAUACAUUAAGAGUGUGCUAAAGUAGAGGUUAUAUAGUGUAUAAUCUAUAUUUGAUAUAACUGUCAAAUAAGGGUGGAACAUGCAUUUCUAUUUUGACUAGUGUCUUAUGGAUUGGUGAGAAGUAAUGUUGCUUUCUUUAUUUUUCUAUGUGCCUCAAAAUUCCUGUUGUACAAAUGUCUCUUGAGAUGUUUCAUUGUAUCUUUAUCAUAUUUAUGAUUGAUAAUCCUUGAGGUUACAGUUGCUUUAGCAAGAAAAGUAACCAGAAGUGUGGACAAAAGGAAACUUUUAAAACUAUGAUACAAACAUUUAGUAUGUCAUGGAAUCCAUGAUUUUUUAAAACCUAGUAAAUUUAGGAACUCUUGGACUUUUAAAAAGAAACAGUCCUAUUAAUUACUAAGCUCAAAUUUGAAAAGGAGCAGUAUCGAGUAAUAUUUUUUCAUUCUUGUAAAUUAUUGAUUAUUUGAAAAAGGCAACUGGGAAAUGUUUUAGUGAACAAGAAAGCUCUUCUCAGAUGAGUCUUCAAAUAGUUUAUUGUACUGUAUUUACUCUAGUCUAAUAUGCCAUCGACUCUAAUGCACACCUUAAUUUUCACAGUGUAAUUUGGCCAAAAAAGGUGUGCAUUAGAUUUGAGUAAAUAUGUUAUAACUAUUGCAAUAUUAAGCAAGCUUACAAUAUGUAAAAUUCUUAUUGUAAAAUAAGCAUUAUAUAAGUAUGGUAGAUACCAGCCUUGAAAACCAAGUGAGAUAAGGAAUUUAUUGGACCAUAUCUGUUAGAAGUAUUGGAAGCAUGUUUUUUAUUUUAUCUCUGAUUUGCCAAAAUAACGUGUCCAUUAUUAUAUUUAAGUACAUGGGUAACAAAUUUGUGGAAGAGUAAUUUGAGCUAUGUCUGGUCAGAAAUACUGUGUUGACUGAACUUCACAUUUCUAUUCAUUAUAUACAUUUCAUAUUGAAAAUGUGUUCUUUCACUAUGAUUUUGCUACAUGUGGAGGUUUACUUUGAGAAUGCAAUGAACAGAAUGUCUAAAUAGACUGUGCUCACUUACUCAAUAUGUUCAUUCAUUUAAUAAGAGUGAUAUAUAAAACAGUAAAAUAUGUGGAAUGUCAGGCUUCCCCCAGACCUCUUUCAAUCUGUGUCCUUCAAAAUGUAAUUUUAUCCUGACUCUAUGUGGUAUCUGGAAUACAGUGGUACCUCGGGUUACAUACGCUUCAGGUUACAGACUCCGCUAACCCAGAAAUAGUACCUCGGGUUAAGAACUUUGCUUCAGGAUGAGAACAGAAAUCGUGCUCCGGCGGCGCAGCAGCAGCAGGAGGUCCCAUUAGCUAAAGUGGUGCUUCAGGUUAAGAACAGUUUCAGGUUAAGAACAGACCUCCGGAAUGAAUUAAGUACUUAACCCAAGUUACCACUGUACAGGAUUUUGUUUAAAAUAUCAUCACUACUUAAGACUACUUAAUAUAACAUGAUUACUUGUAAUUUCAAAAUGCAGUCUUCAUGAUACCUGUUAAGGUCUUUCUCUAUUUCACAUUCCUAUUCUCUUAGAAAUAAAUAGUUUCAUAGAAAUGUAGGGAGUUACUGCUAAGAAACUUAGAACUUUUAGCCCCGUGAGAACUCUUCUGCCCUUUGUUGAAUAUGGAGAAAGUUUGUUGAUCUCUGAUGCUUUGGAAUAUUUGUUAUAAAAUCUGAUUAUUUUAAAAUUGUUGAGUUCUUUACUAGUUCUUUACUAGUAAUGGUUUACUGAAUACUUAUGUCUUCUGAUGUGGUAUUUUUGGAUGAGAAAAUAUGUGUUUUAAAGUUUGAUUUUUACAUUUGGGGCAAAAAUAUUUUUACUUUACAUCAGUUCUGAGCACAGUCUUAGAAGCAAAUUGCAUAUUUUAUUAAAUAUAUUCUUAAGUAAAUAAGCUUAGGGUUACAACUGUCAUUUCAUGUUCAGUUUUAUAAACUAGCAUUUACUUUAUUCAGAGCUACCUGUUUGUUUUUGUUUUUAACAGUAUUGCUGACAUCAUUGAGCAUUAUAGAAAAGAGCAAAUUGUUGAAGGCUACUAUCUUAAAGAUCCUGUUCCAAUGCAGGUGAGACAUUGCAUUUUAUCUAAUAUUAACAUUAGCAUUUCAAAUGCAGAGCACUACCAGACUAUCUCAGCACUGCCCUACGCACCUCAGAUGGCAGAGGGAUCUAUAGGCAGACCUCUGAGGAAGACAACAACAUCUCGGAAAGGGUCAUGUGGAACCAAGCAGCCCUUGGUUCAACCCCAUUUUGUUAUUUAACUUGUUUUCAUUCUGCUUUUAAUCCGGUGGUUCUGCGGGGGAUGGGCGUGAACAGGGCAACAAAAAGAGUUGUUCUUUUAGGCUGAGCAAAAUGUAUAGAAAUACUGCUGUAGUAAUCACAGAUCUGUUAGCUUAAUCCAACUUGGGCUCACAUCUGCCUUUCUUUUAAUUUUCAAAAGCAGCAUUGCUUUUCAAAAGUAGUCCCAGGAGUUCUAAGGUGUAAGAACUCACAACAAUUGUUUUGAAGCACCAAGGACUGCCAUAAGCUGUGGGAAAAUGUUGUGUACAAUUAUGUAUUUAUUUAAAAUCAUGCCUAUACUGCUUUUCACAUAAAAAUAAACCCCGAGGCAGUUGGUUUACAGCAAUAAAAUAGUAGCAAUAACAAUAAAACUGUAAACAACAAAACAAUAAAACAUCACAAUUAUAGUACCAGAGUUGUUAAAAAUUGGCAUCAUCCAUUGGGAAAUGCUUGUGCAAAAAAUAGCUUUUUAGAAAAUAAUGGAAACAUUGGUGCCUACCAAACAUUGGUGCCUGCCACAUUGCAGAGGGGAAAUCAUUCCACCACACAGGACCGCUUCCAUAUCACCCCAAGAUGAAAUUCUGAAGGUCACAGUGCUUAGUGCUUAGGUAGAUCUGUUUGGGAGAAGGUGUCCCCCCCCCACACAUAAUUGGUCCCAAUUUCUUUUAACACAAUAAUUAUGUAUGCAGUAAGAUGCUCCACAUAGAUGCCUAGCCAGUCUGUUCUGCACCAGAUGCAGCUUCUGAACCAGUCUUAAGGGAGCCCCACAUAUGGCAUGCUACAAUAGCUUGUAGUGUUGUUAAACUGUAGAGUUAUUUUUGUUUCAUGUUGGAAAAUGUAUGCCUACUUGUUUCCUCUCCAGCAUCAAGGACAAGUGCUUAACGACACAGUGGAUGGGAAAGAAAUUUAUAAUACAAUCCGUCGUAAAACAAAGGAUGCUUUCUAUAAAAAUAUUGUUAAAAAAGGAUACCUUCUGAAGAAAAGUAAGUGGGGUAAACCACUGUGUGUUCUCGGAAUAGCUGUGGAUCCAUACCACCUGACUCUCCUGUCCUUUAAGGCCUUACAUAGAAAGGUGCUCUACUGGCAGUAUUAAGUCUAGUAAUCUCUCUCGUGCUUACAAGACCAUCUAUGUUUUUGUGCUUACUGAAAUUGUCUAAAGUGUCAUUUCUUUUUUGCAACAUUUCUAAAUAGUUUGAAUCCGUUGUGAUUUUUUUUCUUUUUGUGUUGCACUUAUAGAAGUGGGCACAUAUUUUUUUUGGAAAUAGGGGUGCACAGACCACAAUGUUUGAAUCAGGCCCUGAUUUGAUGGUUUGAAAACCAGCCCGAUUCGUUUCAAACUGAUUUGUAGACAUCUCAGUUUGACUCAUAUCCAGACUCCACUCAGUAUUAUUGGUCUUUCUUUCUUCUUUCCUUCCUUCCUUCCUUCCUUCCUUCCUUCCUUCCUUCCUUUCUUCCUUUCUUUCUUUCUUUCUUUCUCCAAUUUUCAGAAGGAUAGUUGCAGGACAGACUUGACAGUUUUGUGCUUUUUAUACAAAUAUUCACUCUCCUCUAUUGUUUUCUGGUAGCAUAUAUCAGAAAGGUGCCCCUAGGUAUGAAAACUGCCAAAUAUCAGAAAGGUAGUUACAUGGGUUUAAAGUUGCUUUUUUUCCAAUUGGGGACAACUAAAUAGGAUUUGCUUUCAUCCAUAUGGUUUUGUGGGCAAUGGUGGUUUUGUUUUUUGUUAAUGAAAAUGGCCUACAUUGUAGAGGUGGACCUAGGAAAGUAACUUACAAAAUUUCAUAAGGAUAGGUGCCAGAGAUAAGGAGUUGUGGUGAAUGAAAAACAGUAUCAAGCAUGUUUUUUGUUUGGUUGACAUCAAAAGUCAGAGAAAGAAAGUUCAGAACUGAUGUUUAUUUGACAGGAGUGAUUGUAACAGCAUAUGAAACAGAGACAGAAGGACUUGCAUGUCCAGUAUUUUCCAAGUAAAUCCUACCAACAGAACUAGUAAAAAGCACAGAAAAAAAUAAAUACAAGGUGCUACAUUACAUUAACAUUACAGUCCUAAAGCACUGUAAUUUCAGAGCUGUAGUGAAAUCAUUCCCUCAGUUUAGAAUGUAGACCUAUUAGUCACAGAAGAGCUCUCCCCUCUUCUUCUUUUCAACCUAGUGUUUAACUUACAUGGCACACUUGGUGAGAAAUGUUUCAGGAUUGACAGAUAUACCACCUGCAGAGUUUUCAAUCCAAUCCACUUUGAAGGUCUCUGUUUUGGAGAGCUUAGAAGAGAUCCUUAGAAGAGAUUCAGAAAAGUCCCAAAUGUUUAUGAACUCAUCCUAAUUUGAUGCAUACUUCUAAUUGACAAUAUGAACACACAUUAUUGUGUAAUAUGAUAAAAAGUUAUUUUACUUGUAUUCAUUUCUAUUUGGGUUCAUAAAGCAUAACAUUAAAAGUGUGGGGUAGAGAAUCUUGCUACUUAGUUGCCUGACUCCUGGAAAGUUAACUGACAGUCAGGGAUUUGACAUGUGUUUUCUCCAUCCAUCUCUAAAUUACUUUGGUUGUUUUACAGGUAAAGGAAAACGGUGGAAGAACUUGUAUUUUAUUUUAGAGGGGAAUGAUGCUCAACUUAUUUAUUUUGAAAGUGAAAAGCGAGCCACUAAACCCAAAGGACUAAUCGAUCUUAGUGUGUGUUCUGUCUAUGGUGUUCAUGAUAGUCUGUUUGGCAGGUAAGACAGAAGCUACUAGUUUUAAUCAUGAAGCUGUAAAAGUCAGGUACUUUUUAAUAGAGUAGUUAAUGAAUAACCCUCUUAACACACAUGCAUGUAAGAAUUUUUUGCUUUUCAUUUAAAAGGGCUAAUUUUAACAACAUUCCUUCCUUUGUUCUCAGUAACCUUGUCAAAUGAUUAUGCGUAAAAUGUAUUUGGUGAUGUCCAAUAUUAGUCUGAAUAGACCCAUUGAAAUGAAAUUUCUUAAAAUCAAUUAAUUUCAUUGGCCCUACUAUGCCUAAUAUUGUAUAUCACCCUCUGCCUUCAAUUUGAUGUCCUGAACAUGCUACUAAUUUGUAUGGGUCCUAUUUGUUAUAUUUAGGUUUUUGCAUUGUUAAGGAAAGUUUUUUGCCUAAAAGUCAAAAUACUUUAUCCAGCUUUUUUGUGUGUGAAAACCUAUUGAAAAGUUUAGCUUUUCCAAAGAGUGUAUGUGUGGAGGGGGAUUGCCUUCAAAGAUUUUUUAUUUAAAAAGUGUACUGCCUAUACAUAAACUAUAAAUAUGCCAAGAUUAGGCCUGGUACUAGGUGCUGAUGUGUCAACAUCUCAGUCAUGGUUUCUUAAAGCACUUUGUCCCCCUCCCUCCACAUCUUGUUUAAGAAACAAAUGAACUAGUAGCAAUAAAUUUACCAAAUGUGAUGUGUAAAUGUUUUAUUCAAAACAGCCCAGUUCUGUGCUUCAUUAGUUAAAAGUCACAUUGGUAAUGUAUGCUCACGAGUAACCAUGCACAUUGAACGCUGCCCAUGUUUUAUAUUCUCCUAAAUAUUGAAGAAUAUACAUCAUUCAUUGUCAUGUGCACAUUGGUUUCUCUCUGCAUUUGUAGCAAUGAUAUACUAAUAUUGCUUAUGAAUACUGUACUCAUUAACCUAUGAGUAGGAAGCCUAUGUGAGAUCUUGCAGGCCCAUCCUGAGUUCCCACAAAAGCAUCCCAGAUCCCAGUAAGCUCUUUGUGCACUGGGAAAACCCAGAACAAAAUGAACUUUAAAACUCCUCACCUUGCGUGCAGUUCAUUUGCAGCUUUUCAACUGGCCAGCUUUCAACUGUGUAAGGUUGAAAUCACGCAAGUUAAUUGUGUGCAGGAUGUGAUCGUAUUGUACUUACUCCCAAGUAACUGUGCCUAGAUUUGUGGUCAGAGACUAUUAAAUUAAAUGAAUACCAAACCUUUGUGAAUUUGGAAGAAUUGUGUGUGAUAAGGCUGAGUAGCAAUGUUGCCAUUCUGGUAAUAGUAUUCUGUUGUAUUUUGUUUUUCUUCUCUUUAAAUAGGCCAAACUGUUUUCAGAUAGUAGUUCAGCACUUUAGUGAAGAGCAUUACAUCUUUUACUUUGCAGGAGAAACUCCAGAACAAGCACAGGUAAGCAAUUUUUCCUUGAGUUAACAUUGUCCUAACGAGUGCUAUGAUGGAUGUUUCUUUUUAUUAAAAAAAAAGUGCUGUUGUAAAUUGUCCACUCUUAUGUUCUUAUGUUGGACAUGCACUAUAAAUUGUUUGGAUCCAAACUUGUGUGAGCUCAUUGAACAGGUUUCUCAUUUCAGCUGUGCCACUGUAGCACCCUAUACCCACUACAAGCUGUUCUAGGUUGGGAGAUCCUUGGAAUUAUGUAGGAUAUGGCAAAGGUGGCUGCAGCAGAAAGGUGUCAGUAAUAAAAAUUGGGGAUCCUCCGUUGUGUGAGUCACUGUGCUUUCUAGUUGGCCGGGUGUGCCAUAUGGAUUCUCUAUGCAUGAUCAGGGCAUUACAAAAGAAAUUAAACUCAGGUUUAUAUUUACCAGCUGGAAUGAACUUGUUCAGGUACUUGUUGGAACUGCUGCCAGGAAUAGCCAAAUGCAGCUAGUGUCUCAACAGAGCCAGCUGAAUGGCUCUGCUUCCCUUCUGUCCCUCCGCCUUAGCCAGAUGGAAUGAUGACUGCUAUGUAUUUUCUAGCCAAAGACAGUUGGUUUCUCAGCAAAUGACACUACUGCAGCAUGUUUGGAAUCGCUGUGUUCACUGUGUUAGGACUGCAGCUUACGCAGUGGCUAACUUUGUGGGGGUUGCACAUGCAAAGUCAGAGCAACCCCCAGAACCGCCCCCACCUUCCAAGAUCGGGACUGUAUGAAAUCUCACAAAAUCUUCUGGAAGCCUUCCAAAGCCUCAUAAAUAAGCAAGGUGGAGGAAGAGCUUUUAUGCCUUUCACCUUGCUUACCAGUCUCUAGGAGGCUCCCUCAAGAUAUUGUGAAGGCCUCCCACUAUGCCCAUAGUGGGCCAAAUGGUGUUAAAAAAGGAUAGAACUUUCUUUAUGUAUGCAACAACAGCAGCAAGAAUACUCAUCGCAAAGUAUUGGAAGACACAAGAACUUCCCACGCUGGAGGAAUGGCAGAUGAAACUUAUGGACUACAUGGAAUUGGCGGAAAUGACUGGUAGAAUCCGUGACCAGGGAGAAGAGUCGAUGGAGGAAGAUUGGAAGAAAUUCAAAGACUAUCUUCAGAAACACUGCAAAAUUAAGGAAUGUUAGAGUGAUGUUGGAUUGAAAAUAAGUGGUUUCCAGCUGUACAGGUUAAAGCUAAAGAUAGAUUAAGAUUAAAGAUUAAGAUUAAAGAUGUUUAAAGAAAUGGAAAUUUGAUAAUAAAGGGAAAAAUUUAAAGGUAUAUGACAUUAAGAACAAGGAUUAUGUUUAAAAAAAUUGAAGCUAUAUAGUUUAAUAUUUCAUUAAAUUAAAGAUUGGGUUUAAAAAGUGGAAAAGAAACUGCUGGACAAAUAAUGUAGAUUGGAAUACAAAAGAGGGAGGUAUGAGGAAGUCCAGAAAAUAAGUAAUUCAAAAUUGGGAAUGUAAAAGAGAGUUUGUUUUAAAUUGUUAUGUUGUGUGUUUCUAUUGUUAAUUGUUUUUUUGUGUGUGUUGCUUUUUCUUUUUUCUUUGUUUAAAACUUUAAUAAAAAUUAUUAAAAAAAAAAAAAAAAGAUAUUGUGAAGGCCUCCAGACCCCAUGUAUGGCCAUCACAGACCCCGGUAAGCAAGGCAGAGGGAUUAAAAACUUCCCACACCAGGAAAAUUAAAGUGGAAAGAGCUUUCAAGCUCUCUGCCUUGCUUACCGGGCUCUGGGAGGUUCCCACAAGAUCUCACAAGAGCCUCCAGAACAAGGCUUUCCUGCCCCCUUUCCAAUUAUUUAUCUAUUGACAAUCUGCAUAAAGCUGCAAUUGCAUAAGUAAAAUUCUUUGAAGUUGUGGUCCCAUUGAUUAAACUGAUUUGCUACUACUUUCCCCCUGGGAAUCCUGAACCUUUGUAGUGUGCUAGGGUGCUCUCACCGAAAAGUACAAUUCCAAGAUUUCAAUGGAAAGCCAUGAAAUGCAACUGAAAGCUGCACCAUGAUAGUUUUCUGUCUCCAUACUUACUGGUCAGCUACCGCCCACCUUAAGUUUGACAGCCCCUGGUCAAUAAAAUGCUGAUCCGCCACAGUCUGUCUGCUUCAAUGGGUGCUUGGAACUUAGAGUAUCACUCGGACCAAACUACUGCACCAAGCAAAAAGGAAAAGAAACAAACCCUCUAGUGCCUAGAAACCUAGAAUAUCAGGACCAUUUGUCCUGGCUUGUUCAGUGACCUGCUGCGGGUCAACAACUCACAGAAGACAGUCAUCAUUGACCAUUAGCUGAAAAUGCUCAACAGAGCUGCUGCUGUAUAGGAUACCAGACUCGCUUUGAGUGGCAAGAUCCAAGAGAAGAGUUACACUGUUUUCUUACAAAGAUGGCAUCCAGAAGAACCAUGUGUUCAUGGAUCAAAGGCUCAGAAUGCUUGCUUUCCCUCCUCCUCUCAACCAUCUGUGGUCCGGUUAACAUCUUGAGCAUCCACUAUGGGCUCUGACAUACAGACCAAGGACCAGUUCUGCGAGGAACUAGACCAGGUUGUCGGGAGGGUCUCAGCCUGCGAACACCUAUUCCUGCUGGGAGAUUUCAAUGCCAAGAGUUGGGGGCAAUCAUCACACAUAGGACAACUUGCAUAGGCCACUUUGGUAUUGGCAGCAUAAAUGAGAACAAAGGCUGCUUGAACUGUGCUCGAAUCACUGACUCAGGAACAGAAUCACUCUAUGAUUCAUCUGUUAAUAAGCCCAAAUUACUCUUUUGUGCUUUUAGUCAGGAUAUUCAAUGAAAUAGCUUUUAACUAUUAACUCAGAUUGUGUUUAUUGGUAGAUCAUGAUUCUAAUGACUGAUGACUGGGGGAGCGGGGAGAGGAGAUACAUAGAGAAGAAUGAAAAUGAAUGUGGGUGGGGUUUUUUUAAGUAAACUGGGUCAAACUUGUUUAAUAAUUGUUUAAUAACUGCUAUUUCAUUAGCCGAAACAGUAUUGAUAAGUUAGUUUAUUAUUUAUUAGGACUGGAUGAAAGCUUUGCAAACAUUUUGCAAUUUACGAAAAACUAGUCCAGGAACAUCGAAUAAACGUCUACGUCAGGUAGAGUAAUGCAUUUUGGCUAUUGUGGGAUUUGUUUUCUAUGUUGGCUGAGAUGAUACGUACUAGUAAUCAAACAUUCUUUGAUAAAAAUAUUACUUUGUUAAAUAUGCUAUAAAAUAAUGUUACUUUAUUUUUAUUUUUUGCCCAAAAUGAGCUUAUAGUUUUACCACUUUUAACAUUAAGUGUACCAUACAGCUUCAGUUAGUAGUUCUGUAGGGCCCAAAGCAAUAGAGCUAUUCACUGAAUCUAAUACCAGCCACUCAGAAAACACUGUGAAAGUUUGUCCCUUCACAGCAAGCUUAGUAGUUACUUUCCUUUUCCCAUAUAGGGCCGCCUCCUUUCGGUUCAGCAUAGUUUGGCAUUUUGCAGGGAUGGUGCAUUUCAUUUUGCUGCAGGAGGUGAAACAGGAAAUGGCUUGCCGCUGUCACACCACCCACGUCCAGUGGCACUGCUUCUUGCUGGCACUACCCACUGCACUACUGGCAGAGAAGUGGAGCCAGUAUCAGUGCUGAUUGCUGGUGAGAUUUCAUCAAAAUCUCAUGAGACCUCUCAUGCUUCAUGAGAUCUCACCAGAAAUCAGCACCGGGGGCAGGGGGGAGGGGAGCUCCUGUAGAGGCACUUUCUUGGGGGCUUCCGCUAUCUGAGGUGGCUGCUUCACCCUGCUUCAUGGGUGGGCCAAGCUUGCCUUCCCACCAUGUACCAUGUACCUUCAAUAAGUUAUCCAAAAAACUGUAUGUAGGUGCAGAACCAUUAUGUGUAACUGCACAGGUGACUUUGGUCACAGGUUCAUGGACUGUUUUUGUAUUGGUGGUAUUAAAAUAGUGGAUGCUAUUCUGCCUUCCUUAUAUAGAAGCAAGGAAUUUGAUAGUAAAGAGAAUUUAAAUUCAAAGCCCUCCUAUACUAAUUAGUUCUUUAAUCACUUUUUAUUUAACUUCAUCCAGUGGUUUGCGUUUCUCACUUAAAUAAGUACCCACACCUAUUUACUUCUGGGCAUGGUCUCACUACGUAAAACAAAGUUUUGAAUUCCAUUUUGUAUACUUUCUCUAGGUCAGCAGUCUUAUACUACAUGUUGAAGAAGCCCAUACACUUCCAGCAAAACAUUUUACUAAUCCUUACUGUAAUAUCUACCUGAAUAGUGUACAGGUAGCAAAAACGCAUGUACGAGAAGGACAGAACCCUGUGUGGUCAGAAGAAUUUGUGUUUGAGUAAGUCUUCUGCUACUUAACUUUGUUGCAUUUAAAACGAAAAAUUCUAAAGUCCUUCUUGGUGACGGUGUAAUAUAAUUUUAUUUUCUUUGCUUUUGGCAACAGUAACUGAAUAUUUUGAAUGACUUACCGUAUUUUUUGCACCAUAGGACACACUUUUCCCCUCCUAAAAAGCAAAGGGAAAUGUGUGUGCAUCCUUUGGAGCGAAUGCAGGGGGGAGGCAGGCGGGAAAAGCCCCCAAGAGCAGCACACAAGCUCCGUGCGCUCUUGCGGGCUUUUCCCCAGGGGGGAGAAGGGACUGACUGGCUGCAUCAGUCCCUUCUCCCACCUCCCAGAAAAGCCAGGAGAAGCCGCGCAGCCCCUUUAAAGAGCUUGCGGCUUCUGCCGGUUUUGCGGGAGGUGGGGGAAUCCCCCCCACCUCCCAGAAAAACCAGGAGAAGCUGCUCAGCCCCUUUAAAGAGCUGGCGGCUUCUGCCAGUUUAGCGGGAGGUGGGGGAAGCUGCAGCGGAUUCCCUCCUCCCCGGCUCCCUUUGAAGCAGCAAAGUGGGAGGGGAGCAGCAUACACUUGUGUUAGCAGCUCCUCUCCCACUUUCCUGCUUCAAAGCAACCACGGAGGAGGGAAGGAAGGGGACAUGGAUCCUCUGCUAGCGAAGGCAGUGGAUUCCCUCCUCCCAGGCUCCCUUUGAAGCAGCAAAGCGGGAGGGGAGCAGCUUACACUCGUGUAAGCAGCUCCUCUCCCACUUUGCUGCUUCAAAGUGGAGGGAAUCCACUGCAGUUGCGAGCAGAGGAUCCAUGGCUCCGCUUCCUUUCCUCAAAGCAGGGGGGAAAGAGGGCAGGAAAUAGAUGCCGGGCAGGAAGACACAACCACACUUUGACCACUGGAAAGUCCACCUCAGCCUCCCCAGAUUUCCACUGAGACGGCCAGGCUAAUCUUGAUGGCUAUAAGUCAGGCUCAGCAUUAUUGACUGGACUUAGAUAAGCCAUGGUUCCCCUUCCUACCCUCCUCUGAGGCUCGAUUUAAAGCAGCAAAGCGGACAGGAGCCGCCCGCUUUGCUGCUUUAAAUAGUUUAGUGCAACAUUUGAUUCAGAAUAUUUUUUGGUGUGUUUUCCUCCUCUAAAAACGAGGUGCGCCCUAUGGAGCGAAAAAUACGGUAUUUUGUCACAAAUGUGUAAUCGUACAGUAGAAAACCAAAUGGCUGGCCUUUGGUUGUAGCUUUAUAUAAUGAAAUUAAAUCUAAAUAAAAUAUCAUUAUUUUAAUUUAGAAUGUCAAAGCAGGAGUACAAAUGUGAAUGGUAUUUUUCUGUAUUUUUUCCUAGCGAUCUUUCAUCUGACAUCAAUAGAUUUGAAAUAACUCUUAGUAACAAAACAAAGAAGAGUAAAGAUCCAGAUAUAUGUAAGUUUUGUUAUUUUUGAAAAAAGUUUUUACAGUUGUAGUGCAAGCGUAUUUCUCUUUUACAUAUUUAUCCCACUUGUUGAAACAGUCAUUGUUUGUAUCUCUUUCCUAUCCAAAUUGUUGGAACAUGACAGCUUUUCACUGCUGUAAACUUAUGUGUGUUUUUAAGGGCACUUCCCUUAACCUUCUAAGCAUGUACUGAAUUCUUUCAUUUGAGGGUGGUUCACUAUCUGCAGUUUACUUGCACUGCCCUUCUAUCCAGCAUGGUCAAAGAAGGCCCAAGUAUGCAAUAAAAUAUUGGAUGGGGUGCUCAAGAACCCUUAAGGUUUCUCAUUAGUAUAAAUAACUGACAGAAUUACCCAUUUAGCUAUUUCUGUAUUUUCUGUAUCAUUGAUUUGCCUGAUGUACUAUCAUUUGUUAUCUUUUUCUUCUCACUUUAAUUAAUGUAAUGUAGUUUAGAAACUUUUUAAAAUUCUAAUGGCUUUUGUUGGAGAAUUCUGUGUUCUAAGAAACAGGAGAAAGUGAAUACUAUCUUCCUGGUGCUCCUUUUUAUAUAUGAAAAUUAUAAUAGCAAUUCAUUUCUUCUUAUUAUUCUGAGAGAACUUACAGCAUGAGAGUUGUUGUUUUUUUAAAAAAAAAAAUCUUUAGAUCCAGUGGAUUUUAUAAGCUCAUUUUGGCUUAUACUCUCAUAUAUGCCAUUCUCCCCAAAGACUAACUUCUCUCUGGAUAUUUCUUUCAAGUGUUCAUGCGAUGCCAGCUGAGCCGACUACAGAAAGGGCAGGCAACAGAUGAAUGGUUUCAGCUCAGUUCACACAUACCUCUGAAAGGUAUUGAACCAGGCUCUCUGCGUGUCCGUGCACGAUAUUCUAUGGAGAAAAUAAUGCCAGAAGAAGAGUACAGUGAAUUUAAGGAGGUAUUGAGACCCUGCAUUUUAAUUUGAAAGUGGCUUGAAAUAAAUAUUAAAACACUUUAAAAGUUGCCUGUCAGCGCCUGAAGGCAAGGGUGGUUCUUCCAAAGAAUAUAUGCUCUUUUAUAGCUUGCCCAGACGGUGUUCGAGGUAGAUUUGGGCCCCUCAUAAAUUACAUAGCCUUUGAAAGGAGAAUUUAUUUAUUUCAGGAAAUAAUUACACUCUUUAUUUUGUGGUACACUCUUGGAGUAAGUUCAUAGUUACUGUUUACUUAGUACUUCGCCAUCUCUGUUUUUCAGUUGGUCCUGCAAAAAGAGCUGCAUGUGGUCUACGCUUUAUCAAUCGUAUGUGGACAGGAUCGAACACUGCUUGCUAGCAUUUUACUGAAGAUUUUUCUUCAUGAAAAACUGGAGGCAUUAUUGUUGCGAACACUAAAUGACAGGGAAAUAUGUGUGGAAGGUACAGUAUAAGUAUGCUACUGAAAAUAAUUUUUCAGGCCAUUCCCCUCCUUCAUUUCCACUAUCCACAGGCAUUUGCUUCUCAAUAAUCUCAUUUCCUCAUUUAAAUUCAACAGAGCUGAAAAUUUAAUAUUUAUAUCUGGUGGGUUUUUGUUUGUUUGUUCAGAUGAAGCCACUACCUUAUUCCGUGCCACCACACUGGCAAGUACACUUAUGGAGCAGUAUAUGAAAGCUACAGCCACGCGUUUUGUUCACCAUGCACUAAAGGACUCUAUUUUAAAGAUAAUGGAGAGCAAGCAGUCUUGUGAGGUAAGAAGUUAUGACUAAUGAACUAAACCACAAACAGUUUAGAAAUGUUUGAAAUGUUUGAAAAAUAGGUAUAACUUGGGUCCCUCCAGAAUGCUUAGAGCAACAUUUUAGCCACAGAGAAACCUUGUGAUGUAGGUCAGGCAUUUGCAGGUCACACCAAACCACUGUUUAAUAUGAUAAACACGGAGAAGGAUGAGUUGCAACAAGUCUCAGGUUGCAUACUACCCUUUUUCCUCCCACACAGCUGGAAUGAGGUUUUGCUAACUGCAGUUUGUCAUGAUGGUAAUUUUAAAACAGAUCUUCAGAAACCAUGCUUUGAAGCUGGCGUAUUUAAACUGGCUGGAUCUAGUAUCAGCUGCAUUUCGAGGUCCUGAGAACGUGGCACGCUAUGGUUAACUAAAAGUGGAAGCAGAAGCUUCUGCACUCCUCUGCCUUGCCAUGGGAACGGCAUGUGAGCCCUGCAUUCACUGCAACUUGUUCCUGCUCUUGCAUAUCAGACUAAAAUGUUGUUUAGCAUCAUGUGCAGCGUGGACUGCUGAAUCACCCAAGGCUGUGCAGUAAGCUUUGUGGCUGAGAGUGGUUUUAAACCUGACUUCCCAUUGCACAUCUAGCAAUUUCUAUAUUUUGCCUUUGAACCGUGUAGUCAAUGAUGGUUUUAUCUUUUGUCAGCAUUUCAAGUAUCUUGCAAAUAACAGGCCUGCUACUUGAGGCUUUGAGGUGAUAUCAAAGAUAUUCCUUGCGAUCUGCCGUAUUUUUCGCCCUAUAGGACACACUUUUUCCCCUCCAAAAAUGAAGGGGAAAUCUGGGUGCGUCCUAUGGGGUGAAUGCAGGCUUUCGCUGAAGCUUGGAGAGCGAAAGGGGUCGGUGUGCACUGACCCCUCUCGCUCUCCAAGCUUCAGGAACACAUCCGCAGCCUACGCAGCCCUGGUCCCGCAGGGCUGUCUAGGCUGCGGAUAGCAGCCUGCUUCCCAGAGCGUCGGGCGCCCUGAAAGCAGAGCGCCCGGCGCUUCAGGAACACAUCCGCAGCCUAGGCAGCCCUGCGGGAGUUCCCACAGGGCUCCCUACGCUGCGGAUAGCAGCCUGGCGCAAGGGGCACCCUGAAGCAGAGCGCCCCUCGUGCCGGGCAGACAUCCGCAGCGUGUUGGAGCCCUGCGGGAGUUCCCCGCAGGGCUCCCCACGCUGCGGAUAGCAGCCUGCCGCCCGGCGCGAGGGGCGCCCUGAAGCAGAGCGCCCCGCACGCCGGACAGACAUCGGCCAGCCCCACAAGCUCGGGGGACAGCAAGGAGGCGCAGCGCCGCCAUCCCGCUGUUCCUCGACCUGGUUUGGUUUCCCCGACCUGGUUUUGGGGGGGAAAUAAAGGGAAUUUUUUUUCCUUUAUUUCCCCCCCAAAAAACUAGGUGCGUCCUGUGGGACAGAGCGUCCUAUGGGACGAAAAAUAAGGUACAACCUGUGUGGUGGCUGCUGAAGCUAGGAGUCCUAGAUGCCACCAAUCAGUCUAACUUUUUAAAGAAGUUUGUUUGUUUUUAUGUUGAGUAAACUUUGCUGGUUAUCUUUGGAAUAUAUAUUUCAUUUAUGUCUUACGGCUCUACAUUUCAGUUAAAUCCUUCAAAGUUAGAAAAAAAUGAAGAUGUAAAUACUAAUUUAGCACAUCUGCUGAGUAUCCUUUCGGAGCUGGUGGAGAAAAUAUUCAUGGCUGCAGAAAUAUUGCCUCCGUAAGUUCACCAACAUUUUUUUUAAAGCCUCUUUAGAACUUCCCAUUUCAGUCCUAUACCAUCCUUUGUUGUGAUAAAACUGCUUUUAAAAAGUUUUAUUGUUUGGCCAAAAUCUUCAUAUUACCGUAUUGGCCUGAAUAUAAGCCUCACUUUUUUUCCAAAUUCCGACUGAAAAGUUAAAAGUGUGGCUUAAAUUUGCAACCUUACAAGAAUUGGCUUUUGCAAUAUCACUGCUGAAACAGACAUACGGUAAAACAGAACAACAACAAAUGUUUUGUUGCUGAUUUACGAGCUUGAGACUGCUCAUUUGCCAUUUACAGGUGUGAGUGCCUGCAGAAUUGUAGAAAUUGAAUAGCGAUUUGCUAUUUUAGCAAUUUUAUGGUAACUUUUGCAGGCUUGCAAGAUCAAAGGCUUAAAUUGACUGAGAGUCACAAUUCUACCAACCACAGCGAUUUUCAGUGUGUAACCCAAUUUUAAGGCAUUCCACAAAUGGGGAACCAUAACUGUAAAUGCACAGUUUAGUAUUGUAAUCUAAAGUAAUUUGAUAUGCUAAGGUUCUUAAUUGCAUUAUUUUGACAGGACAUUGAGGUAUAUUUAUGGCUGUUUACAGAAGUCUGUUCAAAACAAGUGGCCAGCCAAUACAACCAUGAGAACAAGAGUGGUUAGGUAAGGUGUUCUCUUCUUUACUGUUGUUUUUCUUCAGAUGGUGCAGCUCAGAACGUUAUGCUGCAGAGUGGUGACAUAUUUUCAAAGCUGAUUUCAGCAUCUCACAACUAUGUUUAGAAAAUUGUUGUUUAGUAGUUACUGCUAGAGACAUACUGUUGCUCAUAAAUACCACACCAAACCUAAAAAGAAACACAGCAGCAAUAAGCAGUAUGUAAUACUACAAGCCAGCAAGACAAGCAGUGCUUGCAAACCAGUGUAAAGAAAAGAAUUCAGCAGUUGGUUCUCAGAGAUCAUUAAAAAAAAUAAUUAAAUGCCCUUGCCUUCAAAAUACCAACAAGGAGAAAGUGGUACAAGCUUCCCUUGUAAAGGAGUUACAUUGCAUCUGGGAGCAGCAAAAACAAAAAAGACUCUACCCUGAUGGAAUCUAAAGUCCUUAAGACCAUGAAGAUUCAUAUUGGAGGUUAUUAAAUUGGGCAGGUUCUAUCUACUUACUCCACAAGACUCUGGAAAGUGGUAAAUUACCAUGAGUGCUUGUAGCUAUUUAGUAAACUGGCUGUCUAAGUGGAUACAAAUUACAAUUUUACUAUCCAUGCACACUUGAUAAUUUGUUACCUUGGCAAGGCGAUAGUGUGAAAGAUCUUCCCUAUUGAACAUCUUUUUGGACUUUUGUAUUAUCCUGCCAAGUACUGUAGUAGAGAAUUUUACUGCAUACCAAGUACAGGGCUGUGGUGAAAAAAGUCCUCUAUUUCUCUUAAUAUUUUGGAUUGGAAUUGCCAUGAGCCACCAUAUGAGAAAAGACAACCAUGAGUUUCGAAUAGAGUUCUUAUUAAUCAUUGGUAUCCUUAGCAGUAUUUUCAAAAACAUUUUAGUGAUGUUUGUGAUCAAGUAUCAACUCAAGACAUGCUCUUGCUUCCCUCUUUCAGUGGUUUUGUUUUCCUUCGGCUGAUCUGCCCUGCCAUUCUGAAUCCAAGGAUGUUUAAUAUCAUCUCAGGUAAGUUCUUUAGAUACUGAUAAAAUCAUCUAUAAUGUUAAGACAGCAAGUUGUCUGCAUUUAGUUCUUUAUACGCUGCAGAGAGAAUAAAUUCUGGCUGCUUAGUAUAGAACUGGGAUGAGUAGCCUUUUUGAGGUUGAGGGCUGCAGAGGAAAGGGGUUUAGGGCUGCAUAAUGGUGGUGGGCCAUCAAAGCUCAAAGUGGGCAAGGGUGCACAUUCACACAGGCAGAAAUUGCUUCCCCCAGCCAGCUUGCUUGCUAAAUUUCCUUUGGGGCCCCUACUAACUCCCUUCAUUCAACCAUCAUCCACUCAUUACCUUUCCUGCACAUGCACACACACAUUUCCCUUGCCAGCCCCCUCCACUGCUGCCAUCCUCUCUUCACUGAACGCAUCCCUUCCUUCUGCAGCUGCCACGGUUGGUCCUGCUGCCACUGAAGGAAAAAAUGGCAGACAGGCAUUAUUUCACAUGUGAGGGUACAGAACUAUUGAGGAGUUCCAGAGGUCCACCCUGUGCCUGACAACCAUUCUUUCCCCCAAUAGCAGCAAGACGAUAAACAGGGCCACACUGACAGAGAGUUGCAUCCAAGCCACAGGUUGCCCACUUCUGGUAUAGAAAGAAGCACUGCUAAUGUGGCAUGACUCUAACCAUUGGAAGGGUGGGGAAAGAUAACGGGCUUGUAUUAAAUAUUUUGUGGUGGGUUGGUCUGCAUAUGAACUAUCAGCUAUCAACUUUAAACCACUACUUUGAACCUUCCUGAGUCCCUUGUUUACAGCAACUGGAACUUUUAAUUCCCUGCUGCUCCCCCACUGGUGGAGACCAACAGAUCUGGGCAGGGUUGGGCAGAAUGAUACCCCUCCCUCUUCAUCUAAACCCCCUCGAGCAUGGGGAAUAAUGCUCCCUAUUAUCUUUGUCUCUUUUAGAAGAGGAAGUGCUCUGGUUUGGGGACUGUGCUUAAUCAGCUAUGAGUGCAUCACUUGAGGUUGUGGUGAGGAGCUUGAAUUGGCCUUAGGAGGGAGAGAGGAAGUGCUUUAGCUGCUUACAUCUGUAUUUUGCACUUCAUUGUCCUGCCAGUGAGUCUGGUUAUCAACUGCUGUACUAGACUAUAAUCUCAGUUGGCAUCAAUUGUGAUUUUCAAAUUGUUUAUCUCAGAUUCUCCUUCUCCCACUGCUGCAAGAACACUGACGCUGGUCGCCAAGUCUGUGCAGAAUUUGGCAAAUUUAGUUGAGUUUGGAGCUAAGGUAAAUAUAAAUCUUAGAAGUUAAUUCCCCUCCCCCCACACACACGUGUUCUUUGCUCUCAGUGAAAGAACGUGUGUAAUCAUGCCCCCCUCUGCCUGUACAAGUCAGUAUGAGUCUGGAAUGACAGGAGGGGUCAUAGCUCCGUAGCAGAGUGCACACAAGAGAUCCUAAAUUCACUCCUUGGCAUUACCACUGAAAAGGAUCUUUGGUAGCUAGGCAGGAAAGAGACGGCUUGAGACCCUGUAGAGUCACUGUUAGUUGGAGUUAACAGGACUGGACUAAGUAAACCAUUGACUGACUUAGUAUGGGAGUAUUUGUUCUUAGUAUUUGUUCACAUAGAAUAGGCUCCCUUUCAAUACAAACGGACAGUAGAGUCAGCACUGUAUAUAGUACAUAAUAUUGUCGGUACAGAGAGCAGCAUUUGGAAAGAGCAUUUAAAACUCUCAAGUUAUCUCCAUUCUUAGCAAGGUGUUUGAGAGAGGCUACCACAGCUCGUUUAAAUAUCAGUUUUUGUUCUUUCUGUAUGUGGUUGCUCUUCUUCAUCCUGACUGGUCAGAGAAAAGCCACAGCCAUCGAGAUUAUGGAAAUAACGUGUUAGGGUGACAAUUGUGCAAUAGUUCAGCAGUAACAUCCAGGCUUGACUGUUGGAAUAUACUCUUCAAUGGGCUUUACUUGAAGAUGACAUGGAAGUAGGUGCAGAAUUGCCUUGGUCAGCAGUAACAUAGUGCAGCUAGUGCAAAUACAGUUACAAAUACAAAUAAACUAAUUGCCAGUUUGCUUCCAUGCCCAAUUUCAAAUCCUGAUUUUUAACCUUGAAGGCCUUGCACAGCCUGAAGUCUUUCUACCUUAAGCCCCAUUUCUCCUCAAUUGAAACGACUCACCAGUAGGGGCAGACUGGCUUUUCUUGUCUGCUUUUCCUCCAUGACAGAUUUUUAAGGUGAUGCCAUGGUUAGGGUCCUUUCUGCUAUCAUCUCAAAACUUUGGAACCUCCUCCUAAAAAAGGUUAGGACUGGGGUAGCCAGUGUGGUUUUCUCCAUAUACUAUUGGACUGUAACUUCCACCAGCCUCAGUCAACAUGGUCAAUGAUCUGUAGGGCACUCCAUGCUGGCUACCCCAGGGUUAGGAAGAUAGCAACAUUGUUAUCAGUUUAUAAAAGCUUUUAAAACAUCCUGCUUUGUCAGAUCUUUAAAAGGAUUUAAAUUUUCUGUAGCAGCUUUAUCUUAUGUGAUGCUUUUUAUUAUGGUUUUCCAUGGUGUCUAAAUUAUAUUUGUGUUUUAGCAUACACCAACUUGAGCAUUGUGGAAAGUGGUGUAAAAUACAUUAAGAAUAAUUCAGAAGCCAUCACAUGUAGGAUGAAAGUGAUACAAAUUUUGUGGUUUUAUUUUAGGAGCCAUAUAUGGAAGGUGUAAAUCCUUUUAUCAAGAGUAACAAGCACCAGAUGAUCAUGUUUUUAGAUGAACUUGGGGUAAGAACACUUCUUCUUUCUUAAUUUUGUAAAUAUAGAGACUGUAAGUAUCUGCUUCAGAAAAUACAGGGGGAGGACCCUGUUAAAAAGAGGGCUUUGGGAACCAUAUCUCAACCAUUUCUGGAUCAGGAUUUAAGGUGGCUUCCACAAAUACUGUAAAGCAAGACAGAUAAUCAGUAUAAAAAAUAAUUAUACUCUAAUAAAAUUGAAACAAUAUAAAAAACAAAUCUAUUAAAAUACAGAUAAUUAGCACAGCACUAUUAAAAAGCCCUUUCUUUGAGAAACAGAUAAAACAGUCUUUACCUGCUGGUGGAAGGUAUCUCUCUAGGAAGGGAGUUCCAAAGUCUAGGAGCAGCCACUGAGAAGGGCUUCCCAUGUGUGCCUAUGAUGGUGGCAGGACUGAGAGAAUGGCCUGCACAAAGAUCUCAGAGCAGAGACUGGAAGUAUGGCUCCACUCCUUUCUCCAAUGUUUGUCAAGGAUAAACAUCUGGAGUACCUGUAACCUGCCAGAUGUUGCUUGGCUGCAGCUCCCUUCAACCCUGCUCAUUAGCCAUGCUGGCUGGGGUUGAUAGAAACUGUAGUCCAACCAAGCCUGGGUGUUGCUCAUCCUUGCCACUGAGCUAUAAUAGCUAACCAAAAACUAGUUCAUUUCUCUACGUAAGCAUAGCUGGGCCUCACUUCUCUCUAUGCUUAAGAAGCUAUACCCCUGCUUUACUGGAAAUUGCAUACAUACUCCCCUAUCCCUUGCAAGCCAAAGCUGACAGGUGGGUGGGGCCAUGGAGAUGUCAGGUGGUAAUUGUCAACGCAUCAUGCAGGGCUUGCAAAGUUCAGUUUAAUUUUCACCUAUGGACUACUUGUGUAUUCGAAACAAGCAUUCCCUUUGCUCUUUAGGUGUUAUAUUCCCUGCAAGCAGAGUAGUGGCUGCACUCCUUCUCUGAAUGGUAAACAGUGUAAGUUUUUUUCAGCUACCGUGGUACUGUUUUAUGAAAGGUGGUUCUAAACAUUGUUAUCAUUCUUGCUCUAGAAUGUACCUGAACUUCCAGACACUACAGAGCCCUCUAGAACUGACUUGUCACGUGAUCUAGCAGCCCUCCAUGAAAUUUGUGUGGCACAUUCAGAUGAGCUUCGAACACUCAGUAAUGAGCGAGGGGCAAUGCAGGUAAGAGCUGUUAUAGAAAGAGGGUGUUUCCUGAUAGUUACAGCAGCGUUGGUUUAACCUAUAGCCUUCCCUAUGCUGCUGGAUUAUAGCUCCCAUCAUCUCUUGACUAUUGGCCAUGCAGACUGGGGCUCAUGGAGUCCAACAUUAUCUAGAGCAGGCAUCCCCAACCUUCGGCCCUCCAGAUGUUUUGGACUACAAUUCCCAUCAUCCCUAUUGGUCCUGUUAGCUAGGGAUCAUGGGAGUUGUAGGCCAAAAACAUCUGGAGGGCCGCAGGUUGGGGGUGCCUGAUGUAGAGGGCCGAGGACUUAUAAACACUAAAAUAUAGGGCUGCAGUUCACAAAGUGUGAAUGCAUGUUAAGGAUGCAAUCAAAGUGGUAGACAUGAAGGAGCUACUUUGAAACAGUUUAGUAGAAAAGUAUUUGCAGUGGUGGUGCAUUUUGAGUGCAAUUAUUCCAAUUAUUAUUUAUGCAUAAGUUACGCUGCCUGACCUACUUAUUUAAAUAUUUACAUAAUAGCAAACAGUAAUUUGUUUUCCUUGGAUUCAUUAAAAGCUGUAGAGUCAAUUCCAGCAUGGUAAAAUUAACAUAUUUACUAUUCAGUAACUAUAACUAUUAACGUAUUUAGCUAUUCAGCUGGGCUACAGGACUUAUGAAUUGCAUCUAUGGAAAGGAAAUCCUAAGGACAAAGGGGGGAAAUAAAAUAAGUUUACAUUUCAAGAAAAGCUAUGAACCAAUCGGGAACAAGUAUAGUUAUUUUAAAUCAUACAGAAAAACUUUGCCGCUGAGCUAAUUAUCUCCUUUUUUAAAACAGCAUGUGCUAAAGAAGCUGCUGGCAAUUACAGAACUUCUUCAACAAAAGCAAAAUCAGUAUUCAGUGUCUAACAGCAUCAGGUAGCAGCUUUCUGCAUGUUCCAGCAUGUCCAACAUGACAACUUUCACCAAUAUCACUUCCUUUUUUGCUCUUGCCAAAAAUAGCACACACAUUUCACAUUUCCAGUGAUGUGUGAACUAUGCAAAAAACAAAACAAAGAACCUGUUGGUGACUGACCAUAACAACAGCUUUAAGCUAUGUGUGCAGGACACUUGCACUUUCUUCCACUUGGAACCAAUUUUCACAACCUCUGAGCCUUGGUGUACAGAUCACCUUCCACAAAGAAAAUACUGUGACUGUCUCUUUGAACUUUAAAGUUAUUUCAACACCUCCAAUUGCCAAAGUCUUGCUGUUUUGGAUAAAAUUAGAGUCAACUGCCAAGGAAAUGUUUUGACAGCAAAGUAUAACUGGAUAGAACACACGUCUUACUGUAAUUUGAUUGGUUACAACUAUAUUAGGACUGUUCAAACACUUUAAUUUGUAUUUACAGCUUCCAGAGUUUGAUAGGAAAUCUUUGCUGUACACUUUUUAUACCAUUCUAUUUCUCUCGUUUAGAGUUGUGCUGAAAGAAUAUGCAGACUGGAUUUUGUCAGCUUUUUUUUUUUAAUGUGCCACAUUGUUUUGAAUAAUUUUCCAUCAAGGACUGUAUAUCCAGAUAAAUCAUGAUGCUUUUUAAAAAAUGUUUACAACAGUAAAUAAUUUGAACUCAGUAAAUUUAUUGAUCAUUGUAUUAGGCAUGCAUGCAUUAUUAAACAGUUUUAUAGCAUACAUCUGGCUGCUUUUUCUGCCUAGUGAUUCAAUAUUUGGAUAUUUCCAAAGAAGAAAAAUACAGUGCCUCUAGGUGAUUAGAAAACAAUUUGUCUUGCCUGUAUUUUCCAAUUUUUUGUUUGGUCAGUGAUCAGUUCUGAUCCAGUCUCAGUGCUUGUAAGUAUGAACGAUAAAGGUGUUUGUGUGUGUGUGUGGAAAGGAAGAGGCUAGAAUAAGAUCCCCCAACCUAACCUAAGCCUCUUCAGGGGUUAAGCCUGUUGCAUACAAUGCGAAAACAACACUAGCAGGAGGAACCCAUGAAGCAAGUACUCUACUGUCCUCUGAUGUUCUUUUCUGCCAAAGGCUGAGCCCCAAGGAUAAACUAUUGCCACCUGAAAGUUUGUUUUCCUCAUCACCACAAAUAUCAGAAACUAGUGCAUUUCAAAAAAAUUCCAAUGUAUCUCAAGUAAUACCUAUGAAUAUGUGGUGCUUAUAUUUUAGAUAUUUUGACAUUGCUUUUAAGCUUUUGGCUGGUAUCCAAAACACGCUACCAGAAAACAUGUUACAGCCAAUUAAAAUCCAAAAGAACAGUGACAGUUUUUAGCAAUACCAUUUCAAAUAUUCCACUCACACUGUAAAAUAACUGCUUUAUUUACAUUAGUCAUAUCUUUUUCACUGCAGUAGUGGAAUGUACAACAUGUUCUCAAGCAUUAAAGUUCCAUUUAAGUAUUCAGGAUUUCAUCAGUGGAGACAUCCAGUCAGUCUAUGAAAUCAUCAUCUGUCCAUUCAUCCUAAACGAAAGAAAAAGGAAAUCCAAUCUUUCAACUUGUUGGGGUGGGUUUUGUUUUUUGUUUUUUUGCACAUCUUCUAUGAAUCAGGUAUGGCUGAUGGGAAAAUUUACAACUGCAAAAUUACAAAUAUACAAUCUCAGCUUCUAUGCUUGCCCUUAUUGAGGAUUAAGGUCCUGUUUGAUGUAAGGCAGAAAACAAAUAUAAACAAUGUUUAGAAGAAAGUAGCAACCUAGUUUAGAGUUAUCUGGUGACUCCUGAAACAUUCAGCUGCCUGUUGUAUGAAUAGCAGAUGAUGUAAGAUUAUGUACUUUUUAAAAAAACAAACCCAGCCCAAUCCUAUGAAAAUAUACUGUUUGCUGUAAUGUAAGCAGUGACUUCCACAAAUUACCACAAACCUUGAUCACUGCAUUUGACAGGUUAGAGGUUAGUGAAACAUUUCUGCAUCACCCUUUAUUGUGCCCAUGAACCAAAUAAAUCUUAUAAGAUCCUAAGUCUUAAACAGCACUAUCAGUACAGUGCUGUGUUGCGGUCAAGGAAGUACAGUAGUACUGACGAACCACCAAGGCUACUUAUCAACUCUGUCAGUGAUACAAUCUUUACUACGAUUCCUAUGAACUUCUGCAACCAGCAAAGCAGGUAACUGAAUUUGGCCAACUGUGGAUAAGGGGAAUAAAAGUACAUCUAGAAGAUUCUGCCAGUUAAUUGGUUAGAUUAUCAUAAUAAUUUUAAAAUAGAUUAAAGUGUGCUCCCUGUUAAUUGGCAUUAUUUUAAGGCAGCAGAUUUCCAAGAAGAUGCAUGUUGUGACAAUUGCACAUAAAUUUGCAUAUAGAACUAUGUUUUCUGUUCUCAAAUAUAUACAGAUUUAUCCAGUUACUCAAAAGUACACAAAUCCACUAACCUCCUCCAUUUUAGGUUUCUUUGUUACGUAGUCUUCAUCUUCAUAACCUUUUCUCUUCUUUCUAAAACCAACCCCAUAAUACUAAUAUUAGACAGUAUGUUCCAGUUCCAAUAAGAUCUUUUCUUCAACUUCAUAUUUUAUAUUGGAGAAAUUGGUAUGACAUCAAAUAAACGAUUGAAACCUUUUAUUGGUAUUUGAAGUGAACUGACUAUUCAGCACUAGAGGCUCCUUAGAGCUAUUGAUACAACACUCUUUUACAAGAACCAAGUGUGGCAGCCUCUUAAACAGAUUAUCUUCAGUUGUUUCAUAUAUAUCCAUAUGCUGUAGAAUAAAAUUCUCAACAGUGAGGUCAGAUGAAAAAUGUUCAGUAUGCCACAUUCGUGACAGUUACGUUAAAGCUUACGUUAUGGAAAACAAACACAGUGAAUACAACUGAACUUUAGCAUAAUCAUUGCAGGCUCUUCCCCCCUUUCAUUUCCCACUGACCUCGUGGGUUCACAUUUGUUUUCCACACCCAUGGAUAUAUGUUGUAACUUAUGAUGAAGUGAACUUCAGGUAUGGGCAAUAGCUAUAGCUAUUAUCCAAACAGGUGCUCUUCCACUCACAGAUGUGCUAACCUAGAUCCAGUGGAAGAGUGCUGCAUGAAUAACGCCAAAUCCAGUGAAGUUCUAUUUAUGUAAGACUUUGCACAAACGCUUUCAAUACUUUGUUCAACUGAAAUUUAUAUGCUAUUUGCAGUCUACUAUACUGCAAUCCAGCCCCCAAUACAUUGCAAGAAGUUGUCUGAUAGCUUCCUAAAGAGCUUGUGGAACAGCUUUAUUUAUUUUUUCUAUUGCUACUUCCCCCCCUUUCACCCACAUUUCUUUGAAUCCAAGUGAAUACUUGUCUGAGAAGAAAUUAUUGACCAAUGACUGGAACAGACCCUGGCUUCAAAUCGCUGGUAAAGUAAGAUCAUAUCAUAACAUUUGCACAGCAUUUCCUGGUAAUCAAACUUUUCAAAAUUAGCUUAUUGGUCCUCAUAGAAUAUAUGCUGUCAUAAUCAUUUUUAGGAAAGCUAGCACUGAGGUACGAUGUAGCUUUAAAUUGUUACUUACACAUUCGUAUUAAGAGCAAGUUCUGGGCUGUGACAUUUCUCUAACUUCUGUUUUAGAAGAGCAACUCCUUCUGGAUGCGGUAGCUCAUAUUUCUUUACCAGAUUUUUCAUGCCUACAAAGGAGCAAUAAAACACUUUCAAAAUGCUUUAAUUAAGUGUACUAUAUACCAAUUCAUCUGAACCCCAAUAAGAUAUGUACAUUAUCAAAAGUAGAUCCAAAAGAAUUCUAGUAAUAUAGGUAGCCUUAUCACACUCUCAUCUUCCCACUCAAACCCAACCAAUUAGAUAUGGCACAUUCCAACUAGUUUUGAUUCUACAGACCUGGCUAUAAAGCUUUGUGUGUGUAUGUAAGGGAAUGUUGUGUGCCUGUCUAAAUAUGAUCUAAUUGCUGUGAGUUGUACAUGAAGCUGAGGAACACUUUAGCCAAGCUAUACUAUAUUUUGACCAGUUGUGGCCAUGAACACACAGGAUUAAUUGUGCGAAGGUGUGUCUGGGGAGGGGGCAUUCUAACAAAAAGUACACCCAGCUCUCAAGAAGCUAGACUACAGCGCAAAAUACUUUGCAGAUUUUCUAUGAAAACCAAGGCCUCUUGUAGAACAAGUGUUAAAGACAAUUGAGAUGUGCUCCAGAUUGCUUUGAAAUAAGUUCCACAGACAAAGUCUUAGCUUAAAUUUGCCACAUAACACUAUUUUCCCCUUUACAGAAGCUCAGAUUACAUUUGUAAGACUCUUAGCUGUCAUCUUAUAUCAGAGGAUUUAUGCUAAGGAAUGUCAAGACACAGCAAAAGUGUGAAGUAAAGAACUCUACUAAACUAGUUGUUCACAUUAUGGGUUGUUUUUUUUAUUUCCUGGAGGCUAAUGGAUAAUGCAGUGUUAGCACUACUGUCCCAGGGAAACCUUCAGACGCAGGCACAUUUUGCAUAUCAAGUCUUCAAAAUACAGAUCAACUGAAGGCUGUGUUGUGUUUGAUGCAAGCAUAAAAGCAGUAUCAAGGACAGUCUUGCAAGCACCAGUCUACUGAAAGACUGAAUACACAUUUUUAUGUGCCCUGGACUACAGGUUAGAGGCUAUGAACACCGUCAAAGGCAGAAGAAGUUAUCAAAUAUCCCCUUUUACUUGCUUAUGCUAAAGACAGCUACCAAGUUUUGUUCUUCAUUUGAAACAUUCCCCUUGCUUUGCUGAAAAUUCUGGUCUCAUUUGACCUAGAAGACAUUGAAUGGCAUCCAUCACUAUCUCCAUUCAAGACAGGCUCUUUGAUCCAGAGGGGCUUCCAUAAAUGGAAUGUGGAUGGAGAUAAUUUUUGCACAUUCUCCCAUCCCUGUGCCAGCACUCAAGUUGUUCUAGGGAAUCCCCAAACCCCCUAGAGCAGAUUUUAGAGGCUCAAGGGAGAAGGAUGAAACAGUGAAGAUUGCUGAUUGGCAAUGGGAAUGAGUCUUCAAAGGAUGUUGCUGUAACCCAACACUCAGCUGAUUGGUGGUUACAGCAACCUCCUUUGAAGUUAAGAGUCUGUUUUACAAGCAAAGGGGAUACAAUUGUGCUAAGAAAAUAAUAGACAAUGGCUCUCCGUAUUUUUUUGGACUCCAACUCACAUUUAGCCCCAACCAGCAUGGUCACUGUUCAGGGAUAAUGAGUCUCAUAUUCCAGCAACAUGGAGAGUCACUAGUUCACAUCCCUGAACUAAGCCAUAUUUCUUUUCUCCUAUCACUUUAUACAAUUUCUAGGGGAGUAGAAGGGACAAGAAUGUCCACUUAAGUUCCUUUUUAUUAACAGUUGGAUACAAGUUUAAAUAUGUGUCCCAAUUAUUCAG